AUGAAACGUACAGACCUGGGCUGCGAUGUGACGCGACUAGAGGUCGUCCAAUUACAGUUUAUGUGAGGAUAUUCAAAGUAAAAAAAAAAAGGUCUGCAAAGAUUUAUUACUUUACGCACAUUAAAAUCUGAAACAUGUGGUUGUCCCGUGAUCAGCAGUUUUAUAGUGUUUUUGAACGAAUGAGGUGAAAGGAUCAGAUAUGACUCUGUCUGUGUCUCUGCCACACUCUGUCUCUGCAGUGAUCCAUUCUGUGUUUUAUCCCACACCUUGAUAUAAUCAUAAUAAUUGCCUCCUACUCCUCCUAUUAGACCUAAUUAAUUCAGCACAGUUAUGAGACAUAACGUGGAUCUGUGUGUUAUUGCCGUCAGUCUUUCUUUCCUUUACUGUGGUUGGUAUUUUGUCUGCUGACAAGGUCCGCUUUAAUUCACAGAUUAACUGCAGAACUGUAACUCAAGGAUCAUCAGGCUCCAUGUUGUCAAAGCAAAGUCAUAUUGAACAACUUCAUUUCAGUCCCUGAUCUCUUGUGUCAGAGCGCAGCCUAUGAGUUUGUUAUCAUCAUUCAAGGUGUUGUAAAAGUUCAAUUUAAAGCAGGAUCGCAGAAUCUGAUCACGCAUGAAUACCGGAGACUCAAGGAUGAUGCAAGGUAUGAACAGCCGCUCCUGCCUGGGCUUUUAACUCGUUUUACUCUCUCUCUGCCCUCUUUCCUUCUCUUUUUAAAACAAAACACAUGAGAGCUUUCUGGAUGGGCAGGGGAGAGUGUUAUCUGCAGUAAGAGGGCAAAGGAAACUAGUAAUUGCAAUGUAGUAAUGUUGUAAAUGAAGAAGAUUCUAGGGCUGGGCGAUAAACCAAAAAUUUACAGAUACUGAAUUUUACGACAAUAACCGUCAUUUUGCCCAGGUGAGGAGAUGGAGGACAGUUCAAAAGUUGGAGAGGCUGCUAAAGUAACUAGUUAUCGUCCAUUUAUCGUCAUCGAGGUGAACUGCUCAAUAUAUCGUGAUAUUGAUUUGAGGCCAUACUGCCCAGUCCUGUAAGUCGCAAUAUAUCAAGACUUCUUACUUUAAUCCAUACCCCUAAAACAGACUAUGAGCAGACUACGACUCUCCUCAUGAAUUUAAACAAAGAUGAUUUUUUUGUACUCUGAAGCCAGUGCACUGGAGCAGCUGCCGUCACGUGAGGUACCAGACUUUUUUAAAGUUUGACAUCCUGGAGUAAAGCGGUCAUGCAGCUCUUAUAGUCUCCAGACUUUGUGCAAACUUAACAGCAGACAAUAGUUGGCUCUUGGUUGGAUGCAAAACUUAACCACCUCACGACACCAGGAGAGCUCCUCACGUUUAUUUAUCCUGGCGCACGCUAAGGUGUUGACAUCUGUCUUUGCUAGGGACAAAUGGGAGCUCACAGAAGCAGCUGUGGCAGUCCUGUACCACGAUUAUUAAAAAUCUAAGUUUCAUUAUUACAUUCUUAUGAAAUCAAAAGAUGGUAAGAUAGAGGAGGAUGAAUUUGACUUGAUUUAGACUUCGAGGAACAAAGAGUUUCUAUGAUCCAGUUUAUACAACAGGGUCACUUAAGGUAACCACUUGCCAAUAAAACCUCCCCUAGAUCCCACAUGAAUCACUUCUGCUGACCUUCGACCCUGUAGAAAGGGCAGACUUAAUCCCAGCUUGGCCCUCUGCUCUCUACGCCCAACAAAACUCAACACCACCUCAUCAUUCUCGGCUUCGAAUACAACCAAACUGAUCAAACCCAACGUGACCCUGGCUGGUCCAGAUGUGGUAGAGAACACUGCCGGUACAGUAUUUGCUGCUUAAAGAAAAGACGGAUCAAUGGGAGAGUGUGUCUCCACUGCAAGGGUAAGUGUAGCUGCAGGGUGAAUCUAAUGACAGGGGUAUUCUCUGCAGACUCCCAGCCACAGAGAGAGAGAGAGAGAGAGACAGGGAGGGAGACUGAUGGUGAAGCAAAGCGGACAGAAAGGGAGGGAGCUGCUUACUUUCACACCAACUGAUGAGAGCUGCUGUCAUUGAGUCAAUAUUUACUUAUUCUGAACACAAAAAAAUUGGCAGCAUUCACUCAGCUGAAUUAGCAGCGAGGAGAGGAGCAUCCUGGUUUGCGUGAGAGGUCGAAAAAGAGAAAAACAGCACUUCAGUGAUUAAUUAAUUGUUGCUUAGUUUCAUGCGGGGCUCUAAAAAUAUCUAGCUACCGAGCAAGAAAGGAGAGCUAUUACCCACCUCUGCACUCUUUGUUUCUUUUCCUCCUUCUCAUCUUUAAAUGCACACACGCUCGCACUGUGCACACUCACUUUACCCGUGGCUCAGUCCACCGUGGGGAUACAUGUGAACGCAAUUUGCACUUCCAAUUAAACUGUCGACCUUCGCUCCAGAAUGCAAAACUUGAUUUUGCACCAUCCUCUCCUGGAUAGCUAUUAUUACCCAGCCAGCCCAGUAAUGGAGAGAACGGGGCUUCACAAUUCACUGACAAGGAGGAUUGAAGUCAGCAAAAUGAUCGGUGCGUUUGUCGCUCUGUCAAUAUUUGAGGGGGAAUUAAGAAACCCACCGUGACACUGAGAUGCUCAUUGAUUGUAUUUGGUCUGUUUAUUUUUUUAUUUGUGUGAAAACAGAAAGGCCAAACCACCAUAUCUUAAGUAAUGCAUUAGUGAUCAGGCAGGGAAAAUCAGCUCUGUUUGUGGGAUUAGAAAACUCUUCAGAUCGAUAACUCUACUUUUUUCCAAGGUUAGGAUUUAGUCCCAAACUUUUCGAAUCAACUUUUCUGUGAAACUAUCCACACUUAAAACUUCAAAAUUAACUUUUAAUGCGUAUCAUUCUCAAAGUUGCUUCAGAAAAAGUAGAAGAACUCAGUGAGUGAAUUACUAGAACCACAAAAACCUUAAACUCUGUGUUUCUCGGAACAAGACGUCAAGUAUUUCAACCGGAGUUGACGCUAGCAGGGUUUUAGUGCUGGACAGUUUUUUUUAAAAGAGCCCAAAACAUUGACGACUCUUCAAAAUAAACCAUCAGAGUAUUCAAGACUGGGUAAACUAGGGCUGUCCCGAUACAAUAUUGAUAUUGGAUAUUGAUCCGAUAUCAGCAAAAAUCAAUAUCGGAUUAUAUCGGCAUGCAUCUAUAAUCUCUGAUAUCAGCACCCCAAUACAAGCAGUCCAUUCCAGACUCCGCUCUGGCUUCUAUUUGGCAGCGCUUGGAUCCAGCAUGCAGAGUCCAUGUAAUCACAACAACAGUGUGCACUAAGGUACUAACAAAGUAGCAAGGAUUUGGAGUGACGUCGGGUGUGUGGCAGUAUUUUUUGUUAAAGUCCGAAAAAGACGUUGCAGCUCAAGUUUGUGCCAAUUAGGGUCAAUGGUAUCGGCCAAUACUGAAGGCUACAAUAUUGGUAUCGAAUCGAAAGUAUAAGAUGUGUAUCGGGACACCCCUAGAGUAAACUAGCCUUGUGUUAAAAAACAGCUUUUCUCAAAUGCGCUUUCGCAGAGCUUCAAAGCGUACUUCUUGAGCUUGAGUUGUUAAAUCGUCCGGCAGACAGCCUGAGCAUAUGGCAGACUGACGAAUGUGUCUCACAGGUAAAAUAGGAGGCUGAUGUAGUUGAUUGUGUUUGGUUAUAAACUGGAAAAAAGAGGAACAAAUAGAUGAAGCCGUGUACUGAACAGCCAAAUCCAAUAUGAGCGAUAAUCUCCGAGUCAGGUACAUCCCUGUCUGUUUUUUUUAGCGGUGAAGCCAAAGCCAGUUUUCAUAUUGUAAACUCCAAAGUCUCUUAUCAGAACAUAAAACCAGUGAGCCAUAAAUGUGUCGGAUGUGAUGUCCUUUUUUUUUUUUUUCGUGUUUGUUAGUUUUGUUUGUUUUGUAGAUCUGCAGCUUGAGGACUUGAGUUGACUUCACUCUGAGAUACUUUGAAAGACUGAUCAGUAAACAGCAGAAAAGAGCGAGCUAGUGUUAGCCUAAAGCAGCUGCCGAGCCUCUAACUCUAACUCAGCUCCAACACAUGACUGGCUGGUCAGAUCAGAUGACUCGAUUAACAGCAGGAAUGCGGCUUCUUCCUCUGUCCACAGCGCCGCUCUUGUCUUACUGGGAAUGUAAGAAAGGGAUGUUGUGUUGCCAUGAGUAUGGAUAUGUGUGUGUGUGUGUGUGUGUGUGCUGCAUGUGCCAGUAAAGAGUCUUAAUCAGCCCACUACUGUAUGAGGAAGCAAGACUAAGCAAUUAUGUAACAUCUAGCAGCUGAGCUUAUCAUUUAUCCUGCUCAGCUAAGUUGAAAUGCAGAAUGUGGAGCACAGCACAAUUGUCCUUAUUUUAUUAUUGACUUGCAUAAUCUAAUGACUGCGAGGGAGACCGCCGGCUUUCAUACGGAUACUGCGAAGUGGAGCACAGGGAGGUUUUCAACAGGAGCCUAAUUUGUGCCUCUUCUUCUUAGUCUGUGAUCUGAACACAAAGUCAACCUUUAUGUUGGUUUUACAUCCAGGCGUUUACUUGUCAUACAUUUUAAAGCACACUGUCUGGACUUUAGGAGCGAGGAAAAACAAACAAAUUUAAGACGAAGCAUAAACACAGGCUCUAACGGACAAACAGUUCCCUAACAUGGAUUUCCGACCAGUGCCAGAUAUGUCAAAAGCCCUCGGCCAUUUUUCAUCCCACACUCCCCUUCAUGUCAUUUAAACAAACCUAAGGGCUUAGCACAUGAAUCCAUUAGAGAGCUUUCAUAACAAACUCUGAAAGUAAUGUAGAGUUUAGAGAAGAGCCAACAGUGAAGAGUUUUGGAGAUUUGACGAACGCUAAAAGACGAGGAGGAAAAUAAAGUCAAUGUCAAUUUUUUUUAUUAUCAUGCGUUAUUCACUUGUUGAAUCCUGAAGGCAGUUACUCAGAGGGAAACCCUUUUUCCAGCAGCAUCAUGUGUCCCCCUCUGCUGACUCAGGUCUUAUCUAAUGCUGUGAAUAGGCCUGGGCGAUUCGGCGAAAAAAGUGAUCACGAUAUAUUUUGUUGUAUCGUUGAUCUUGAUUAUCACGAUUUUUUUAAACUGCCAGUUUUAAAGCAUCUGUACUAAAAACUAAAGAUACUAGAGAUUAAUUCAACAUUUUAUUAACAUACAAAUUAAAUAACAAAGAAGAAGAUACACUUAGAAAAAUAUUAAAACCAUUUUAACUCAACAGGACGACAAAUGUAGAUAAAUACUAAGUUUAUACUAAAUACUAAGAGUAUUUUUGCAGGUAUGCAAGACCCAAAAUAAACAAAUCGCCCCUCAGAGAUAAUAAAGAUGCCUUAAAAUGUAAACUUAAGGUGAUGUAAACAUGGAGUUUACUCUGAAUCCACUCAUCUGUACAUGGAUUUGACUAACAUUAGCUUCCACACUAGUGCUGCUGUGAUAUGCACCAUUAGAUACUAGACUAUUUCUUUAAAAUUUUUUAAUCUAGGCUUCCAUCCAUCUUUUUUUAAAACAAAAAUGCCCAUCCAUGCUGGAGCCAAUCAAAGCACAUUCAUCCACGACUUAGUUCAUUAGAUAGAUAGACAGACUUUAUUGAUCCCAAACUGGGAAAUUCUGUAAAUAUUUGCUACUAGAUAAUAUUGCCGUAAUUAAUUAAUUGCAAUUAACAUGUUGAAGAACCCUUAUUUGAGUGAAUGAGAAUUAAAUCUACAUUUGAAUUUAGAUCUAUAUUUAUCUAUAUUGAAUUUCCUUUCAGGGAUUAGUAAAGUUUUUCUUAUUCCUAUAUUUGUUAAACUGACUCAUUGUUCUGCGCUGACGUACAGGGAGAGAAAAGGGAGAAAAGUUUGACUCUCAAACCUGGGUCUGAAGUUUUAGGAUGAAUUAGUAAAGCUUGAAUAUGACAUUACCCUGAACUACAGGAGGCUUGUAUCAUAAAUGUGUCUGAUGGCAGCAGAUACUGUAUAUAAUACUCGUCGUCAACAUUAGCCGAGGUUUAAUGGUUUUCUGUCAUUGGCUGUGAAGGGUUCGGCUCUGUGAUUGCACCCUUGGAGCCUUGAUACCUUUGCUGCUAAUGCGAUCUCCUAAUUAGUCUGCACAUUGGUUGAUGUUAAGUACUCUCCUGUUGUGUGCGCAGAAAGACCCAGACCUAAUUUUGUACCUGUUUAAGACCGCCAUCCAUCACUCUCUGAGGCAAAACUAUGUGAUGCUCUCUCUCUGUCUUCUCUGUCUGACUCACUGAGUAGAAAAACUCCUCUUCCUCUCACCUUUUCUCUCUCGCUGCCUGGAUUUUACCCUCUCUCUCUCUCUCUCUCUCUUGCCGCCUCUUUCUCAUUUUCGGCCCUUAGGGAGCUGGCUCCUGACAGCAUCACAGAGAAGAGAAAAAAAAGGAAAAGUUAAAGUGUGUGUGAAAUGUUUGAGUUUGUGUGCAUCUCUCUCUUUUUGUCUGACUGCCUUUUUGUCCUCCACUAUUGCUCUCUGCUUCUCUCAGGACGCCUCUCUUAUUUUCUUCACCUCCCAUUUCAAUUUCAUCCACGUCCUACCGAGGAGACAGUCAGAGAAAGUGUUGUUUCAUGUCACUCAUCCAUUCAAGCCAGAGCUGGGGUUUUGCAUGGUUUGCCUCCUUUUUAUAUUUCUUCACUUAGAAGAAAUAGAUUGCAUAUUUUACCAGAGCUGCAAUAUUAAGACCUUGGGGGAAUUUAAUCCAGCUUUUCACCAUUUAUAAUUCAGAUGGUGAAAUUGAUACAGAUAACCCAAUCAUUACAGUGUUCAUUCAAUCUGAAUAGAGAGUUAGGGGCAUACAGAAUACUUAUUUAGUUAAGAAAUGCUUUUUUACCGCCAGAGAGAUCAAAAUUUGUCCUCCUAAACAAUCAAAACUGCAACACAGUGAAGGUGAGAGCCUCAUACAAGCUUGAAAACGUCCUUCCUGCAAGGUCGUUGAGAGGACAAUUACCACGUUUAUGACUGAGCACAAAAUAACAACCCGACAAAGAAAGGACCUGAGUCUCUUGGCACAGAAAGAAGUGUGUUGUGUGUUUUGGAUGGCUGUAAGGGAAGGAAGUCGUACCGCAGCUCUGUAACUCGAUCCCCAAUCUCCUGACCAGGACUGUUAGUUUUUCGAGGAAUCAACUCUGAACCUGACGUGCGAAUGUUUGGAGAUUUUUUCCAAGCCUCUGUCAAGGGGCCUGCUGUAAACUAUGGCGUGGUGUUGUACACGUGUCGUUGCCCCUUUGCUGGGUGAUACAGAAGGCUACUUCAUGCAGCCUAAAGCAUUGGUAAUCAAAGACAUUGUUGGUUGACUAAAACCCUGAAAUUUUCAACCAAAAAUCGACUAAUGGAGGGGUUGUUCCGACUCUGAUGGUGGGGGACGACGCGGCUCGACCGAUAUCUUUGACAUGGAUGGUAGAGGAGGACUAACAUGAAAGUUGAAAUGCUCUAAAUAAAAAUAAAUAUUCAGCAAACCACCGGACGUUGAUUAACGUGGACGCUCUUCAAUCUUCUUGUCUCCAGCCGGUCUCCAGUGGGUUGGGCGAAUUCAAAAUGGUGAAAACAAGGGAGGUGUUCUGAGACAGGCUGUUACCUGUAAAAACGGGGGUUCCCUGGAAACACCCCCAUUAGCACUUGGUACGUUCCUCCUGAUGAAGUCAACCUUAGACUGUAGAUUGACAUGGAAACAAGUCGAGUCGACCUAUCAGAAUUUUGGCCAAUUCAUCACAUUUCGACCAAUAACUUGACUAGGACUUUACAGCCUUACUGGUAAAGUGUAAUCUCAUGAGUUCAAAUGGCUCAUUACAGUUUAGAUAUAAACUUUUACCCCAAAGUUUGAGUUUCAGAUAAAAAAGUGACAGCCCUAAUUCUGACUUUGGCGCCAAAUGUAAGAAAUGUCUGCUGCAUGGAGAAUUUGGCUUCACUUCACGGGGAGAAGGUGGAGACACGUUGUCCUGACAUACAGCUCGGUUACUCUUCCCUGUGUGUUUAGAUUCUGACAGAAAUUAAGAGAGUGGUAGAGUGAACUCCCACUAUUUUUAGAUCUCUCUUCUUUAGCACUUUCCAAUCUGUUGACCCCACUUUGAUGCUCCAAGAACUCCUUAUGGGACACAGCUGCGUGAUAAACAGGGGGCGGGGUUUUCUCAGAGGGUUCCUCCGGUCAGAGGAAUGGUGUUGCUGUAUUUCCCUCCUCGAAUGAGUCUCUAAAGAGCGACAAAGAAGCUAAAAAAAAAAAUAGCUGAUGGUGACUCUACACCCAUGGGUGUGGUCAUGGCAGCAAACCGGCUAACAGAGAGUCCCACAGAGAGCUGCAUGUCCUGGUUCCAGCUGGGUCGAUAUCCUGACUUAGAGACAUAUGCUCGAUCCUCCAGUCAUUUUUCCUCACACCUUGACAAGCUUAUAAAAACCUUGUGGUGGCCGUUAGCUAUUUACUUUUAUACUUACAUUUAUAUAACAGCGUGUUUAUUUUCACAAGGCUCUGUUCAAGGCUUUACUUCCAAGUCCCAGCUGCUUCCUAACUCAAACUUCGCCUAGUGUGUGUACAAGUUUGGUGCGUUCAGGUGCUAUUUUAAGACCUGGCUAUUCCUGGUAUCAACGAUAAUGUCACUUCCCCCCGCCAUAUCCCAUCUUAUGAUACCUGUAGGAGUGUGUAUGUGUGUGUUAACAGUGCUGUCUUUUUAAUCAGCACCCCUGUGUGGUUCCCCUGUGGAGCUGUCAGCGGUUGAGUGAUGAUGGUGGAGCCAGUGUUUACUCUAUUUAAAUCCUCUGGCAGGUGGGGGUGAGAUUACCUGCCUCUUACUUGUUGCCCUGAUCAAGGGAAUUAUUACUGCACCGCUGGAUGUUACUCUGAAUAGCACCCUCUAAAAAUAUACUCUUAAAGGGAGGGUGGAGGAAGAAGAAGAAGAAGGCCUGUUAGGUAAUCGAGCUCAUUCCCCCCUUUGUUUGAUGUCGAGUCCAUCGCUGGACUCUCCUGGUUGGAGGUUUCCAUGGUAGCGCUUUUGCAGGUAGAAGUCUUCUUUGUUCAAACUGAAGGAGUCUUACUUUAAAAAUACAAAAAUAGAAAAUAACAUCUGAAGAACCAGCAGUGGUUUCACUUCGAACCUGUUACUCUGUCAGGUUUUGCUGUAUUGAGAAGGUCUUAACUUGGAAUUAGACUCUAGUGCCGACAGGGAGGAGAGGUUCAGUCGAUUCUUUGACCUGCACUCGAAGGAAAAAUCUGCAGCAUGCGCUCAGGUUGUGUAAUACUGCAAUAAAAAAGAAAUAGAGCAAUAAAUACAAUAAUUAGUGUUGUCAUAACAACAGGAGUUCACCAGUAAAAUAAAUAGAUACUUGAUACUUGGAUACUUUGAAAAUUCUGACCACUUUCAUAAUAAGUUAAUGCUUUAGAUUCCUUUCAAAUACCAGACCUGUUGUUUACUUUAAUCACUCGGUUUUGGUUUAAAACAACGUCAGAAGUCUUCUUCUAGCUAACCUCAAAGUCCCCACCAAACUGACACCAAUUAAUCCAAAGACAGAUGAGAGCUGGCACGGUCUUUAUUUAGUCACCCUGAUGUUGUAAAUACACGGUAUCUGGAACUUCCUCUGGUAGAUAAACUCUUCCCACUCUUGAUUAUAAAUGCAAAGGCUCAUGUCCUUUCUUUUUUAAAACAUAGAGAAAGUAGAUAUUUCCAAGUCCAGUAAGCUUCUUUUUUCACCAUGAAGUUCUGAUUCUACUAUCAAACUCUUUGCUUCCGUAUACAAACUCUUAUCAUAGCUUCCCCACAGUCCUGUGACCUGCCUGAGGGAAUCCCAGCAGCUGAUUCACUGUCAGAGAGCGUUUUAAACCACACUUCUGUUGGAAAACAUACCCCCAUUUUAAUGAAGUGUCCUCUCUCUGCCUAUCUGUUUGUUUACUUAGCUGUCUAUCUCUCUCAGGAUCCUACUGUCGGUUCUCACCAAAACGCUCAGCGGAACAUAAAUACUGCCUUCUGCAUACAUGACACAGUUUCCCUUUUUUGGUGCAGAGCGUACCCACUGAUCCUCUCCCCUGGCUGAAGAGGCCUGUGAACAGCUCUCGGCCAGUGAGGCCACUUGACAUGUCCAAUAUUUGAUCCACAUAAGCUGCCACUGUGGGAGAGGCCCAUCCACAUGAAGAGGAGAGGGAGAGGGAGAAGGCAGAUGGUCCCAAAGACAGAGUGGAUGGAGCAGGAUCAAUACAGAGUGGAUCAUUGACUAAUGAUCUGUCCAAGAGAUGUUGACUCCUACAACCAGUCCCUGAUUACUAUUUGAUUUUUUUUGUUUGUUCAGCUCUUUGACAGGGUAAAUGAUUUUACGUAAAAGUCCCAAACAGCCAGUUUGAUUUGGAUUAUAGGCAGCUCAAUAACAGACAUGUUGAGGUGUCCUGCUGUUCUUUACAUUAUCAGUGGCAAAGAGAUGCUCCAUAAUUGCAGAGCUGCCAAGCGUCACGAUUUUAGUGUGACAGUCACGCAAUUUGACCCAUUCUCACACCACAAGCUACACUUGACAUUUGUCACGCUUACAUUUCCCCAUUCAGUACUCUGUAUUUAUUUUUUUAUGAUGAUAAAAAAAGGCUUGCAAUAGUUCGAGUGACUCUGAUUGACUGACUGAGAUAACCAACCACAGACCAAUCUAUCAGUCCUUUGUGCCUUAAUCUAAACAACCGCAGAACAACUUAAGGCAGGUUUUGACUUCUCUAAGUGUCUUGUCCCUAGCUAAAUGAUGAAGAGUUGGUUUAAAUGCUAUAUUGACGAAUAAAUGUAUUUUGUCCAGUUCUUGUCUUUCUAAUUUCUGGUUGAUUAAGACUAGCAUUAGGAGGCCGCAGUGCAGGAAGGCAUUGUCUCGCUGAAAUAAGCAGGGGCGUUCAUGAAAAAGACGUUGUUUGGAUGGCAGCAUAUGUUGCUCCAAAACCUGUAUGUACUUUUUAGCAUCAAUGUUGCCUUCACAGAUGUGUAAGUUACCCGUGCCUUGGGCACUAAUGCACCCCCAUACCAUCACAGAUGCUGGCUUUUGAACUCUGCGUCGAUAACAGUCCUGAUGGUUCUUUUCCUCUUUGGCCCUCGAGGACACGACGUCCACUAUUUCCAAAAACAAUUUAAAAUGUGGACUCGUCAGACCACAGAACACUUUUCCACUUUGCAUCAGUCCAUCUUAGAUGAGCUCGGGCCCAGAGAAGCCGGCGGCGUUUCUGGAUGUUGUUGAUAAAUGGCUUUCGCCCAUGUGGUGAUAUCCUUUACACACUGAUGUCAGUUUUUGAUACAAUGCCGCCUGAGGGAUCAAAGGUCACGGGCAUUCAAUGUUGGUUUCCGGCCGUGCCGCUUACGUGCAGUGAUUUCUCCACAUUCUCUGAACCUUUUGAUGAUAUUGUGGACCGUAGAUGUUGAAAUUGUACUUUGAGAAACGUUGUUCUUAAACUGUUUGACUAUUUGCUCACGCAGUUGUUCACAAAGUGGUGAACCUCGCCCCAUCCUUGCUUGUGAAUGACUGGGAAUUUUUGGGGAAGCUGCUUUUAUACCCAAUCAUGACACCCACCUGUUUCCAGUUAGCCUGCUCACCUGUGGGAUGAUCCAAAUAAGUGUUUGAUGAGCAUUCCUCAAAUUUCUGAGUAUCUUUUGCCACCUUUCCCAACUUCUUUGUCACGUGUUGCUGCUAUCAUAUUCUAAAGUUGAUUAUUAUUUGUAAAAGAAAAUGAAGUUUAUGAGUUUGAACAUUUAAUAUCUUGUCUUUGUCUUGUAUUCAAUUGAAUGUAGGUUGAAAAGGAUUUGCAAAUCAUCAUAUUCUGUUUUUAUUUACAUUUAUCACAGUUUCCCAACUUCAAUGGAAUUGGGUUUUGUACAUCAACACACCGCUCGGUGUUAAUCCAGCUAUGAUAUGAGUGCUCAUGAGAUUCAGAUAGAAGAGCAUCUCUAAAGAUGGUUCCCCUGGGAACGACACAUCCUUCAGGAAAUGGCCAUUCAGGAAAUAAUAGACGGAGAGCUGGUGUGAAUUACCCACCAAUGGGGAUGGCUGAAUAGAAACUGUUUCUAGGAUGAUAUCCUUGGAUGCACAGCAGAGCAGUUUGAUAGCUGUACUUGCUGACAUCUGAAUGGGUUUGUCGCUUGUAUUGUAAUGUGUAUUAACUUGCUGAUGUUAGAUUAUAUUUAUAUAUAUGUAAAUUGUUACUCAAAAGUCUCUUUGAAAUACAUCUAAAGUGCUCUGGAUGAUAAACCUUCUGCAAACCGGAACAAAGGCGCUGGCAACAGGAUACACUUUCUAAGAGAGCUUACAAAACUAAACAUUAAUACGAUAGCAGCACAAUCCUGGAUGUAAAUACACUCUGCAGAGCAGCGGCUUUUCCUCAUUUAGCCGUUGAAAUCCAGCCUUCUGUGUCUACAUUUAUCUGGCGAAGUUUAUCUUGCAGAGAGCUUGUAUAAAGAAACCGUUACUGCCUCAGUCCCUGUCCCGAGGUGCCGAAAGACACAUGCAGUGUCUUGGUCACAUCUAAGCUCAGGAAAUGUUGGGAAAUUUGUCUUGCCUUCGGUGCAGACGUGAAGGUCUAAAAGGGCUUUUCAGAACGCAGAUAAUCCUUUUUGUUAUCUAUAGUUUUCCACCUCUUUAACUCCUCUGCCUACUUGUUCCUUUGACCCAAUCUGUCCUUAACAUUUACUUGUAAAGCUUUUAGCAGACUGUCAUAUCCUUGGUGAUAUACCCACCUCUAAAAGCUACAGCAGUGCAGACACAGAGGUGGUGCCGUUGGUCUAAUUUGCCAGCUCAUUUCCACCUUUCUUUCUGACGUUGGCAGCCUUACUUUAGGGAAGCAGCUUCCCAUUAAAAGUUUAUUAAGCAGAAGCCAGAGGAAUGAUUAAAAAUCUGCAAAAGCCAAAGAAGAUGAGGAGCAUGAGGAGUGGAGAGUGAUUACACCCCUGUGUGUGUGUGUGUGUGUGCUGUGAGCGUAUGCUUGUGUAGAGACACGCUUGUUUGUGUGUCAGUGUCUCCCCUGAAGGCACCACAAGUAUCUGUAAUCUUGCUGUAAGUGUACAAGAUGAAGCUGAAUAAUGAAGUGAACAGGGAAUGAGUAUGAGCAAAUUACACUUCACUAAUUUCCUUUUUGCUCUGAUUCUUACCCCACUUUUCUCCUCUCUCUUUCUUGUGUUUGCUCUCUAUUAUUUUCUUUUCAGAGUGGUCCAGUGCUGUCCUCCAGUGUGCCCCCUCCCCUCAGGUUUCUGUCCCUCUGCCUGUUACCUGGUAAGUACUCUGACAUUCACCUCCCACAUAUACAGUACAGAAGCUGACAAGGGUUUUCAAUCUUUAACCCUUUAAUCGUCACUUACAGUCUUGAACGCCAUUAUAGAGCAGAAUAGAGUCACUAUGCUGCUAUCUUCAACGACACAGAUAUAUACCCUUUUACUUCUUAGUCCAGGUGAGACUUGUCUAAUGUUGGUUCUGGUCCAGGAGUGGCCUGAUGCACUGACACCAGCCUCAGUCGACUCCCUGUGAAAUCCUCCCAAGUUCUUAGAGAGCAACCUUGUCAGCAGUGACCAUCUUUGGUGUACCCCCUUGUGGAGGGUGUUUGUGAUUGGCUUCUAGUUAGCUGGCUUCCUCAUGGUUGUGGACCUCCACUGUCAGGACCCUUCAUUGCAGACCUCCACUGAGAGGACCCAAAAUGACGAUUUUUUCUCACGCGCUUUAUUAUUAUUUUUUGUUGUGUAGUCAUCCUAUUAUGUAUAAUGUCUUUGUUGAAUGCAUAAAUACACAAAAAAACAUAAAAAAGCCCCAAGAAAUAAAGUAUAUUAACAUGGGACAAUAAAAUACAUACUUCCCUGUGUCUAGUCCCUUUUAAUUUGAAAGGCAUUGAAUGAACUUCCGAUGUUAAAAAAAAAAAAAAAAAAAAUACUUACGGUAUAUUUGCUUUUAUUUUGAAAGGCUUAAAAUCUACUUUUGGUCAAACGUAAAGAAAAAAAAGAAGAAAAAAAAAACGCACUUCCACUAUAUUUGCUUUUAAUUUGAAUUACUUUGAAUCAACUUUCAACAUAAAAAAUAAUAAAAUAAUAAUUAAAAAAAUUAAUUUAUUAAUUAAAAAAAAAAAACACCUUUGGUAUAUUUGCGUUUAUUUUGAAAAGCUUCGAAUCAACUUCCGACAUAUAACAAAAAAAAAAACAUACUUCUGGUAUAAAUUUUUUAUUUUGAAAGGCUUCAAAUCAUCUAAAGGUCUGACAUUAAUAAAAAAAAAGAAAAAAGCACUUCUGGUAUAUUUGCUUUUACUUUGAAAGGAUAUGAUUUAACGUCCAUUACGUUCGUGGUGGGGUCCUCACAGUGGGAGUCUGCAGCCAGACUGUCUUGGUAGAUGCAGGAUUUUGAAUAGACUAAGAGAUGCACAAUAUCAACUUAAUCCAAAAUGAAAUAUUCCAAUAUUUUGUGAUAUAUAGUUUUACAUUGAGCUGUUUAUAAACAAAGACAAAAGUUUAAAAUAUCUUACUUUACAUGUAUUGAGUCUAUAGCAUAUUAAUCUUUAGAUACUGGAUUUUUUGGGGAUGCGCCUGUGUUUUCCUGAUAGACUGAAACCCAGGUGCUAUUUGUGAUGUGAGUCCAACUUUGCCUUGAAAAAACACAGAUAAGUUUGGCUUUUCCUACAAGAAUCACAGAGCAGCUUGACAGAUCCAAUUUUGGUACGACAUCAAUUUUCAGACCUUGAAAGAUUUUGUUGCCGUGCCAAAUCUGUUCCAGCAGCAGCUAUCUGUACCCACAGUGAGAUGGACUUAAAGGAACCCUAUGACUGUUACAUGCUGGCCUAGUUUGACCUUGAGACAAAGUCGUAAGAUUAAAUGUAAAGGAGGCUAUAGUGAAACAGAUUAAAGGGAAUACAAUAGUAAAGCAGUAGUCUGAAAGGUUAAGAGAAAACAAAAACUAAUGUAUUUAUGGGCUCCAUUGUUGGUACACCUUUGCCUGUGUCAUGCAGAAUGUGAAUGUGACAAAUCACAGCAUAAUAAGCUGAACAUCCUUUUCAGCUUGUGUACCAGGGAAAGCAGCUCUAAUGUAUAAUUCCCUGCUAUCUGUUAUCACCAAUUACAGGACUUGUUUACUCGAAUUGGGGGACUUAGUGGAUCCCUUUUUAUGUGUGUAUGUGUCUGUAUGUGUGGCUAAAGCUUUCACCGAUGGAGGAUCUCUUUAGAUUUAGUUUAGUUCCUCUCUGGGCGUGGGCUUCCAAGUCUCUCUGUCUCUAUAAAUAUCCACCGGGAUCCCAUUCAGAAGCAAAAAUCUGCUUGUUUGUGUGCCUCUGUGUAUGUGUGUGCAUCCCGAUGACGCCACUGCAGCCAGGCAAGCUAGAGGCUAUUACUGGCCGGCAAGGUUGCUAUGGAGACGACUGGUGUCAGAGCAGAGCAACAUCUGUGAUGUGUUUGUCAAGAAAGGUUUUCCUCAUGUUUUUUUGCCUACUAUUCCUCUGUCAAUCCUUGUGGUCAAAAAGUCUCUGCCAGAGGAAGACCUGAUGAAAAACCCCUCCAGUCUCUCAUCAUUAGUGUUUUCAAACAUUGGUAAACACGGCACUCGAAUGUGGAACUGCUUAAAAAGCUGUAAUUUCUUGGGUAAUAGUUCAGCUGCCUGUGCUCAAUCAUGCUCACAGUCGGCCCUCGGGGUGAGUCAGUCAGCGGGGACUUGGGGACUCUUUUCACUGGGUUUAUGCCAGUGGAAAGCACACAUUAUGGGGAAGCAUUUAACCCCUGCCCCCAUCCUGCUCCCUCUCUCCACCGCUCUCCUCUCUAUAUGGACAUGUUCUAUUUCCACGUCUCCUGUCUUCUGGCUGCCUUAUCGGCAGCUCAGCGGGGCACAAAUUCUCUUUUAAUAGGUACUUAUUUGGGCAAUGAGAGAAAUCCCACAGUUUUGAGUAACUGCUGGUCCUCCCCCCGCCCAGUUUUCCUUGUCUUUAAAUCUAAAGCUUCUGUUUAUCACUCAUUCGUUCUCCUAUAACUUGCUGGACAAUCCCACAAUCCCAGUGCCCCCCUUUGAGCUGGAUAGCAAAGGAGAAUUUGCAAGAGCUGACAAUUUGUUAGAUCUGACAGCAUACUCCAAAAUAGGGUUUGCAGUUUAUCAUCGUGAGUGUAUAAAUUUAUAACUUCUGAAUCAUUCGUAAGCACGCUGAAAGACCCAGGAGAGCUUUUCUUCGGCGAAAACAUUGAACUCAAGUGGACUGAGUUAAAUUGGGGGGAAACUUUCUUUCAUGGGUGUUUAAAUAACUUCUUAUAGGUCAACCAGAAUAUGUUAUGUUGUCUGGUGUGUGUGUGUGUGUGUGUGUGUGUCUGCGUGUGUGUAUCCUUUAUAAUUUUGACCAUGUUUGGGCAAACCUGGUCCUGAAAGAGUCUUCGGCACUGUAUGUGUAGCUGGGCAAACUGAACCUUUAACCUCUUAAUCUGGUCUAAAUGAGACCUCUACACACACACACACACAGAGUGCAGAGCAGCAGCGCAGAGUCUGUGAUGUAACAAAUUAAUUUGGGGAUAAUUUGGUAUUUUCACUCUGCAGGCAUCCCUCUGCAAAGGCCAGUUAUCUAACUUCUAGGCCAAAAUUAACCGGCCUGCGCAGGUUGCCCUGUGCUCACCUUCAUCACCUUCGAGUGAAACAUCAAACCACUCGUUCCAUGAUUGGACUCAGCCUUUUGUUCGACUCGAGCUGUGUCCUCACAUGCCUCCUUGAACAGUGUAGCAUUGAUUUUCGUUGUUAGCUCCUGAGGGAAAGCCUCGACUGAAGUCCGAGUAUCCUUUAGAAACUGUUGAGUGUUAUUUAGUCUUCUCAUACACUCGCUCACUCUCUUCUCUGUGCCUCUUUUAUUUUAAUAAUCUUGUCCCGUAAUAUUGCCAAAUAUCAGCUGCGAAGACUUUAUCGUCCUCCACAAAUAGAUGAAAACAAGCCUCUCCAUUUAACAUUUGGUGGCUCCACUUAUGCAUAUUCAUGACCGUGCAUCGACUGAGGAUUUCUGGCUGUAUUUAGAACUCAUUUACAUACAAAUCUGCUUAAAGCAGCAGAGUUGCAGGGCUUUCCCAAGUUAUGUAAAAAUCUUUUUGCAUCACUGAUGUACUGCCCUGCCCAAGGGUUUAUUGGUAUGUUCCUGUUCUCUUGUCCUACUUAACUGGAAAUACCUUUUGCAUGAGUUAUAAUUAAAGCAUAGAAGUAAAGCGCAGAUACAGAUCCGCUGCCGUCUGUUCACAGAUGGCGGGCGAGGCUUCGACCACAGAACUGUGUCCCAGUCGCAGAGUUCAGCUAACUGUGUUAAUGCAUCAGCCUGGCCCCUCCACCUCAUUACAUUCAGGGAACUCCCUGACUAAGUGCCUUUUUAAACAGACACGCAAACACACACACACACACACACACACACACACACUCACUCACAUGCACAGUCAGACAUGCAGUGCUCUAAAUAACUCUGAUUAAGUUUGCUGAUAACCCGGGGACAGCCCUUACCCCUCACUUACCUCCUUCCCUUCUUUGCUCUCGUUCCCCCUGCGGGAUCUUAGCUUUUCCUCACUGAAGGAAGCCAUGAGGCCCGAGGUCAACACACACACACACACGUAUACACACACAUAUACACACACACACACACUAUGACUCAUUUUACAAAGACUGGAGACCAUCAUUUAUUAGGUGAGUGCUCCAUCCAUUAUGCCAUGUGUUAAAUUCUUUGUGUAACUCAAUUUGGCAGACGGUUGAAGUGGACGACUAUUUAUAGAACUCUUGAGUUGUGUGUUUUAUGAUAUCGUUUACAUCCUCGUCUGUUUUGCAGUAGAAACCAACCCUGCAGACUAACCUAACUUAGGAUUCUGGGUAAUCAUACUCUUAAUACUGACAUGUUUUUCCUGAUAUUUGUACUUGUGCUCUGAAUGCCUGUGCGUGCACAUGUGUGUUGUCCGAACACAGUUGGCUACUGUCAGUGUGUGUGUGUGUGUGUGUGUGUGACUGAAAGGCAGCCAGUUUCCAUCCCAGGCUCAUUUUAAUUAUGUAACCCGGGGCCGAAGAGCGUGAGGGUGAUCCCCGACUAUAAAAGGCAAAGAAGAGCAUUGAAGAGGGUCAUUUGGUGUGGAAAAAGACAUUCUUCCCCUCCACAGAAUAUUACUUCCUCAACAAGAGUCCCAUAGAAACAAACAUUGAUAACUGCUUUUUUUUUGUACAUAUAACCCAAGAAAGGCACAUGUCAGCCAGCGGACAGUGUAGAGUUUAUUUUCUUGACUUAAUUCACUGGUAAUUACUUUAUAACUCUACAAAAAUACAGAUUAAUAAUUCUCUCAAGAGAAUUCUCCCCUUCAGUGUUUGUUGUUUCUCUCAGUUUGGUGCAUUAGCACCUCAGUGAUUCACUGAUACCACGUACUUUUAGGCCCAUUAUCAGCUUCACUGGAGCGACUGUUUACCUCUAGGUGUGCAAACACAAGAAAUACAAGAAACAAAAACUCUUUUACAGUAACUCAAGGGAUUUAAACCUUGCGGGCAGGGGAGCUCAUUAUGUUUAAAUAUCUGCAUUAGAGUUACCAUAGACCUGAGUAUGUGAGGGGUCUGCAAUACGUUCAUGUAGAUGCCAGUGGGUAUGUCUGUAAUCCUCACACUUAUUGCCCGUUUUUCCACUCUAGAGGGAAAAUAAUAUCAGCAUUAUUUGAAGCCCUAACCUUGGCUAAAAGCAGGUUAAUCUCAGCGACACAGUUCUGUCACCUGAUGCCAUAAAAAUCUAAAUUUUUUAAAACUAUUUCCACUUCUCUGAGUCCCCAACUCAAAAUAUAUGACUCAGUGUAAAUAACUUUCUUUCAUUGGGCUUUUAGGCUCAUCUUAGCAUUAGCUUCAGCCAAUAAUGUGAAUAAAGAGGUUGUAAAAAUCAAAAAUUUAAAGAUAUUUUCAGGCUUUAAGUUCAGGCUUUAAAAAACAUUGAAACCGUGUAACCGUCAAAGAAAGGGCGUUUUGUGGCUUUUGGUUUAGUGCUUAACAGUUUUUGCAUAAACCCUCAGAGUGACUCUUGGAGCAAAGAGGCCUAAGUUGCUCAGAGUAAAUAAACUUCGGCGCACAUACGUCAACAAACACAUGGACACAAACAGACGCAGACAUAGACAAACAUGGAGACAAAUAGACACCCUGCUGAAGGGGCCGCAGCAAAUGUGAGCAAGCAAAUGAUUCAAAAGAAAGCUGAGUGUAAUAAGAAGUCGAUCUCUCCAUCCAACUCCUCCUCUGUCCUACAAACACACCAGAAACUAUUUCUUACAUGCCAGGUUUUGUGUAACAACACGCAACCCGCUCGUGUGUCAGCCAAAGGUCUCCGUUUAAAGACAGGUGCACAUGCACACAGGAUCUCCAUCCUUGUUCAGCUGAGCACAUGUUUACUCAGCCAUCACAGUCCCCUCUUACGCCAUCCCGCUGCCUAAUGACUCAAUGAAAUAUGAAAACAGAUGCAAGCGACGGUCGCAUUGAUUUCGCUGCCAUAUGUGCUGUUUGCUCAGAGAACAGAGGUCCUGUUCUUGUUGUAAAAAUACCGCUUUCCCCGCGAGGGCCUUCAUUGAAUUAAAGAGCGCUUUAAUUCAGUGCAAACAGUAGCAAUUUUACUGUAUUUCUCCAUGACUCACAGCGUUAGAGUUGUGUGACUGGCGUGUGUGGUAAAGUAUUGGCUGGCAUGAAGCCCUCUGCUAACUGGAUUCUAUCUGAUAGUGCAGAGUUUAAUCUAAUUCAUGGUAAUGCAAUUGAGCAAAGCUGCCGCAGCCAGAGAGCUGUAGUCCGGCUACAGUCUGGGAUCAAUGUCACCUUAGAAGGGCAACUUGUUGAAGUUUGCUUCCAGGAUGUUGUGCAUGUGCGCCUUUUUUUCUCUCUCUCUGUGUGAGUGUGUGUGUGUGUAUCCUGGUUGGUGGUUGUCAUGCCCGAGGCCAUAACAAAGGCUGUGUAACUAAACCAGGUGACCUGUCUUUGCUGCUCCUCCUCUUAAAUUGUUUACUGUAACGUGCCGCAAUAUCUACAAAAUGAUCCCCUAUAAUCUCAUGUAAAGUACACAUCCCUGAGCCUCUGUUUGCUUUUUAUUUCAACUACACUGAGAGAACAGGUUAGUGUGUUUUAGGUCCUCACUGUUGGCAGGUUUGUACAGAGUAUCAGCAGGGUUUCACAAUCCUAGAAAACCUGUCUGUAAACAAAAACAGCACAAACUAUGAGGUGUGGUGUUGCACCAUGCUACAUAUUCUCCUUCUUGUCUUUGUAGUCUGCUGUCUGCAGGAGUUAGCUCCCUCUGGCCUCUGGGUUUCUCCUCAUUUCCUCCCUUUUGCUCUCAUCCUAUCCUCCCCCCCUCCCGCUGAUCACUCUCAGCGCCGGAGCCCCGCAGGUGUGUGCGCGCACUCUGGGGGCUCUGUUUUCUCAGCAGGGAUUGGAGCGAGCACAAAAGUAAUAUGACAUGUUGGUAUUUCUCAGACAUGGAAUCAGAUUAGUCUUUGGUAUUUCAGCAUCAUGCAGCAGGCAGGGGGGGUACAUGCGUUGAUUGAAGAGUAGUCUGGGUAAUGGACUUCCCUGGAAGACUGGAAGGUGUUCUGGAGACUUGCACUUGUUGAAUUAUUCACACCGUUUUUGCCAGGCUGAUGCAACAUAAACAUGCACACAUCAGAUCGGAGUAGUCGGGCUCAACUUCUUAUUUUUUACGAUGCAAAUUUAACUGCAUGUUGUUGUAACGCAGGAGAAAUAUAUUAUAAUAUAAAACACCUUAAACUGUUGGGUCAGAUUUUGUAAUGUUCUCUUAGACAAAUAUUCUAUUGCUGCGGCUCACAGCAAUGAUCAGAUUUUACUGUGAAUUACACAUCGACCGUGAUAUAAAACACAGGACUGGCUGACAGUUUAAUGCUUUCAGUGUUCUACCUCAAAGAGUCAUUACCAGGGGACUUUUAUUGCUGCUAGUAAACAGCAGACACUUUCAUAUGGAGUUUGUUUGAGAAUAAUUAAGUGCAGCAGAAGCAUUUGUUCGAUUAAAGAGCCUCAGUGGGAUUUGACUUCCAACCUUUCCUGUAUUGUUUGGCUUUGAGCGUUAAAGUAAGUAACCUGUUUGUGAAGACUGUCAUGGUCAGAGGAGCGUUGCUUGUUUACAGCGACUGACUUUAACUGAAGUAGGUUUUCAAUCUGAUGGUAACUAAAGGUGAGCCCAUCUGCCUGGUGUUUCACCUUCUCAUUAAUGUCAUGGAAACAGCAAGUGGUGUUCCCAGCAUGAGGUUUUUUCUCUUUUAUAAUUGAUCCAGGGAGAAAAUGCGCCCAAGUAAGUAGGGGUGGGAUUCACCAGUGGCCCCACAUCACAAUAUUAUCACAAUACUUUGGCCACGAUUGGAUAUUAUUGCGAUUUUAAACAUUUCGCGAUACAGUGAGUAUUGUACGAAAAAGGAUUUAGGGCCACAGGAAGAAAAAAAAAAAGUUACAGGAAGGAGAUUAUUGUUAAAAUUUCAAGGUUAAAUUUGAAAUUUCGAGAUUACAAAAUGUCGUGAAUAAUGUUGAAAUUUCAAGAUUAAAAAAUAUAAAAUUUCGAGAAUAAAGUCGAAAAAUGAAAAAUGUUGAAAUUUCGAGAUUAAAAAAAUACAAUUUAGAGAUUAGAGUCGACAUGAAUUAAAUUGAAAUUUUGACUUUUUUAAAUUUCAACUUUAAUCUCAAACUUUCAACUUUAGUCUCGAAAUGAAAAUGUAAGAAUAUGUAUCUCCUGGAAUUAUUUUUUUCUCCUCUUGUGGCCCAAAUCCUCUUUCGGAGUAUUGCAAUACCAUAUAUUGCGAUUCAUACAAUUUCUUUCAACCGCUUCGCUGAUGUAGCUUUUGUCUUUCCUUUGUGUUUGUCUUAUUGAUGCAAUAUUUUAUAUUCAUGUAGCACUUGUUGCAAACCUUUGUCACGUCCAUCUCAUUCAUUGUCCUGCUUUCAUUCCUAAUGUCCCUCUCCAGGUGCUCUAUAAUACACCUCUGCAAGCCUCACUGGACGAACAAUUAAUGCUAUUUUUUCAUUUCUUUAGACCUGAGUUCAUAUUAGCAAUUAAUUAAAAAAACUCAACACUUGUUGGAUGAGACGAUACAAUAUAUCACCAGACAAAAUAUCGCAAUACUUUGUGUAUCGAUUUUCUCUCCCACCCCUACUAGUAAGAAGAAGGUCUCUGCAAAAACUAGCAGCAAAAUCACCGUGAUGGGAUUUGUUUUACUAUGCAAGCUAAAAUGAAAGCUCACAGUUUUGAAAGGGUUUGCUUUGAAUCAGUGGAUUGUGCAUCAGCGAAGGUGUGUGUGUAACUAAAAUGGUCUCUUCCUGAAGCACCGCUCUGUCCUUGAUAAAAGGAGAAAGAGUUUUAUGGUUUACUUGAGAGAGGGAGGCACAUUAAGGGACAGUGCAGAUGGUUGAAGUAGGAAGUACUGUGUUAUAUUAUCUCCUUCAGCGCCUUUAAACAGACAAGCAUACUCGGAAACUACUGUUUUGGUGUUUUCAGUUACAUCUAGGUUUUUCUACAUCUCACUCUGAACACUGUGGUCCUAUCUAAGCAUUUUUAUCUUUGCAGUUUUGUUCUAUUUUAUGUAGCUGUGUGCAGUCCAUCCCCACUUCCUCGCCCUUGCAGCCAGAAGUGCAGACUAAUAUCCUCAACAAACAGAUUAAACUUGAUGACAGUCGAAUGCACAGUGAUGAUUGCGCACCCGGAUGCUGCCUUGAGACAGUAAUGGGAUUGUACUGUAUGUUUAUGUGCAAUAAAGCAGACUUAAACAUAGGCCAGGCAAAUGGGAACAUGCUAUAUCAAAUCAGACAUUAUUGUUACAGCGUGUUUAUCUUGUAUAAAUACACUUUCUGGCUUGCCUGUCUUUUCGCUUAACAGAUUGUUUUUCCAUGCCAGUAGGAAAGAUCAGUAAAUCUAGCAACUUCACUAAAGUUGGUACGGGCUUCCUUUGGCACACCCGAUAAAUCUUAAUAAAUAUCCUGUAGAGUGUGACCUCUAUUUUUUCCAAGGGUUUCUUUUUUUUAUUAUUUCUCUGGGGCUGCCUUUACACAGCUAUUCCUUUAGUGACAUCUCUGCACAGAGCUGUAAAAUGAUGUAGUAAAAUCCUCAAAUUAACAUCUGUGUGAGAUAAAUAACUCUUUUAUGUUCCUGUAUGAGGUGAAUUUCCAUCCGAAUGGGACCUUGAAGAAGGCCCAUUGAGACAUAAACGAGGAGACGUUUAAACUGUGAUCUCCUUUCCGAGCCACGCAUCCUCUCAGCGGCUGAAGUAGGUUUUCAAUCGGAAGAUAACUGAAGGUGAUCUUAUGUUAAUGUCAUGGAAACAGCAAGUGGUCAUCCCAGCAUUUGGUAAACAAAACACUCUUUUCUAGAACAGAAAAGAAGAGGAGGUAAAAGAUGUACAUGUUGUGGACAUAGAGGAACCAGGGUUAUCAUUACCUCCGCCAAGGAGGUUAUGUUUUCGGUAGCGUUGGUUUGUUUGUUUGUCUGUUACCAACUUUACGGAGAAAGUUACAGACGGAUUGACCUGAAAUUUUCACCAGAGAUGCGUCUCAGCCCCAGGAGGAUCCCAUUACAUUUUGGUGGUGAUCCGGAUCGCCUUCUGGAUCCAGGAAUUUUUGAAGGAUUCUUUAUCAUUGUGAGAUAGGGCAAAUUUUGGAAUUUUUGCAUUUAACGCAAUAAAAAUGUCCAGAGUCUUUAGUAAAAAAUUACACUAAAGGAUCUCAAUGAGUUUUAUGAGGUGUCAAAGGCUGAUCCUGAUCCAGACAAAAUUCCGGAUACUAUGAUCCAGAACACACAAAAAUAAGGGUGUCGUUGGAAUUUUCAAUGCUGAAAGAUAACCAAUGGGUGGCACAGUGGUGUAGAUGGGCGGUACAGUGGUGUAGUGGUUAGCACUGUCGCCUCACAGCAAGAAGGUCAUGGGUUCGAAUCCGGGUCAGGGCAUUUCUUGUUUAAGGAACAUUAUGAACAGUGAACAUACUAGUUUCAACACAAAUAAAAGUUAAUAAAAGACACGUAACAGUAAAAGUUUUGGUGUGAAUCACAAUAUAAGGGGGGACAUGAGCUGCUUGGUGCUCUCUGAGUGCUUUUCUAGUUAGAGCUGUAUAAUUUCUGAGUAUUAUUGUCCACCAGUGUUUCAGCUAGGGAUGUCCCCAUAUGAUAUUGAUAUCGGAUAUUGGUCCGAUAUCUGCCAAAAAUCAAAUGUCGGAUUAUACCGGCCUGCAUCUAAAAUCUCCUAUAUCAGCAGUCCGAUACAAGUUGUCCAUUCCAGACUCCACUCCGGCACCUCUAGCUAGCAGCGCCCGGAUCCAGCAUGUAGAGCCCAUGUGAUCACAACAACAGUGUGUACUAUGGUACUAAUAAAGUAGCAAGGAGUAGGAGUGAUGUCGGCUGUGUGGCAGUAUUUUUCGUUAAAGUCCGAUAAAGACAUUGCAGCUGAGUGCAAAACGAUACCGAUAACUUCAAUAUCGGUAUCGUAUUGGAAGUAAAAAAGCUGUAUCAGGACACCCCUAGUUUCAGCAGACUUUGACCUCAUGCAAGAAAACAGCCCAGAAACUGUAGAGAGCAACAUCCGCUGUUAUGUAAUCUUCGAACUUAUCAGUGGUCAUCUGACGCUAAAGACAAAUUCAUCUCAAAAGAUAACUUCAUGCAAGUGCAGCUAACAGUCCACCUCUAUGUUUGCUUCCUCAUGUCCUUGUCAGGCUGUAAACAAAGGCAAUGAUUGAAGAAAGAAGUCUGAUACUAGCAUUGGUCUCAAGUCAUGGCUGCAAAAGACAAUUAUAUGCUCUUGUUGAUCUCAAGAUGCACUCAGUUGUCACUCUGAAAGUGGGGGGAAAAAAAUCAACAACGAAGAGCACUGUGAGGCAGUUUUGACCCUGAACAUCUCAAGACAAUUAACAGUAUGUAGUGCAUAGACAAGGGAAAGCAAAUCAUUUCAGCCCAGCAGAGGAAUUCCUUGAGUCAGACCAUAGAUGGUCAAACAACGCACACCUGAGCAAUCACUGUCAGGUUACAUGAUGAAAACCUUUCAAUGUGUAACAUCAAUCUUGUGCUUUAACUCCAACCAGCUGCUCGUGAUAAAGUACGACAGCGAGCUGAAAACUCUGUUUUCCUUUUUCCGAGGCUACAUUAGCAAAACAUGAGCGGAAAAUGAUGUUAAAGAGGGAUUUGAAUUCUUGUAAUAGUUUCAGUGAGGCUUCAGCGCUCAGGGGUGUUUUUUUUUCAGCUCAUCUGUUUGAUUGACCUCUGCUCUCCCAGCUGGCAUAAAUCAGGGUUUACUUUUCUUUAUAGAUGUCUGAACGGAUGAUUUAUCUGCUGUACCGUGCAGACAUACUGCAGCGGAGUCAAGAAAACAUCCAAAGUAUGAGAACAUUGAUGUGUAAUGGUCAUGAUAAGGUCUUGAUUUAUUCUAAUGCGGUUUAAUGGGGAGAUUUAUUGUUCUGACAAUAAACUUUUAUUUAUUCAGGAGAGAUCCAAACCCUCAUUUACGAUGGCAUUAUGAUGCAAAUGAAAGACAGACACUUAUGUGGUUUAGAAAGCAGAGAACAGAUGAUUAAAAAGCCAUUAAAAUCUCCAAAUGCAGGGUUUUUGUUGGUAAAUGUAAAUAAGAGACAUUGAGGUAGGAAGGGGCCUCAAACCUGCACACAAAGGAGAAUAUUUUCUAUAUUUGGUAGCCCAUAAAUCAUGGUGCAGGCUUCUCAGAAUAUGAAUAAAUACCUCAUUUAUCAUAGCCUCUGAAGUGCCUGUGAUUAUGGCUUAUUUGGAGGUAUCACUGAGGUAUAAUAUUUGUAUAAUCCUUUAAAAAAUCCUUAUUUCUAAAUGUUGAAUAUUUUCUAAGCAGGAUUGUCCCAAACAUCUGCUCUGACAGGUUAGAAAAGGUCCACUUUUGAAUGUAUGCAUCAGGUCUGUGAGAUCAAAUGGAGCAUGCCUGUGCGAGGCCUGUUUUCUGUCCUUGUCUCCAGAGUUCCUCUUGGUUAGUCAGCGCCACAAAACGUGUCACUUGAAAUGUUCGAGCCUUUUCGAUGCCUAAUCCACAACAGGUAUUAAGUAAAGGAGGGCUUUGGUUAAUGUGCCAGCCUCAUCAGAAGUGCUUUCGCUGUGUGUGUUGUUCACUCGCGUCCCUUUCAGCGUGUCCCCAGUCAACCCUUCCACCACUGGCUGACUGAUGUAGCAGUAGCCUAAUUUUAGUUUAUGAGGUGUGGGACCGCUGGGUGUUACCCUAGCUGCCAUUUUAGAUGAGGAGGCUGGGAGCAGAGGGCCUCACGAGGCUCCUAUCUGUCGUAAUUAUCUCAUUGUCAGGGGUUGGACAGGGGGCUCGGACCUCGCUCGCUCGCUUCCCUCAGCUUCCCUCAGCUCCUCACGUGCACGCUCACACGUCCAGGAGCUCGGAGGUCUGGUGUGAGCUCUGCCAUGGCCUUACAGAACCUCAGCGUACCGCGCCGCUCUUGGACUGAUUUCAUCCCGCUGAGGAGAAUGUUAUCUAAUGCAUACUGUUGAGAGUGGCAAGAUCUAGGCUACCAUUAGGCAGGACAGCACAACCCAAUUAGUCCAAAUUGGGUAUGUGAUUGUCCUAUCUGAAUCAUUGAGUUUAGGAAUAUGGAUAAUGUCUCUCAGAAUUGGUUUAGUGUUAUUUAAUACUCGAGUGUUAAUGUGCUGGGUGCAGCCUCUUUACACAAUCUCAACAGGAAGUGUUCAUCUGCGUUUUCACUCCCCUGACAGGAUGUGUGUGUCUUUGUUAUGGUCCCCUGGUAAGGGGACACAGAUGGUGGAGGGCUGGGUUUGAUGAGGUUGGAGCUUUUUUUGUACCGAACUGGGUGCAUUUUGGUGUAUUGACCUGGGUGGCACUUUGACCUGUUAUAGUGAUUGGGUUCUUGUUAAGAAAUCACUUCCAAAGUGAUACAGAAUAGUAUUUCUUUUACUUAUUGACCAAAAAAGCAGCAAGAGAUCCCCUUGCUCUGCAGCAAGAAAGCAAGGGGAUAAGGUGUCUGUGUGUGUUAGUAAAGCAGAGGGACUGAGUGAGCUUGGAGGGUCAGGCUGCAGCAUUAAUGAGUAGUAAUAUUUAUGUUGUAUUUUAUUAUUUUAUAACCUUAAAAUUAAGUCAGAGUCCUUAAAAAAGCUUCGGAACUGUUUGUAGCAAUUAGCAUUGCCAACUUUGCAACUUUGUCGCUAUAUUUACGAACUUUCGAACCCCCAACCAUCCUGCGAGUUUUGUUUUUUUUUCCUCAGAAAAGUGACUAGCAACAAAUCUAGCGACUUGUUGUGAAAUUAUGCACAUUAGGCGAUGACGUCAUUUAGUGACUUCUAGGACAGUCGCUAGCAUCUAUACUAACUAAGGAGUUGGCAACAGUGGAUGCAAUAUUUGACCAAAAGUUUAGUGCCACUGUGGGCCGAGGUAGAUUGUUUUGUCCUGAUGCAAUCUUGGAAGUAGAGUAGACACAGGAUAUUUAUGUCUUUAAAAACAAACAAGAAACAGAGAAAGAGUUGUCCGUAAAAUUGAUCAAUUUUUGUGUUAAGUACUCAUCAUCUCAACAUUAUAAUUGUGCAGCCCUGUGGUAGCUACUCGCAGUUGCACUGCUGGAGAUACUGUCGCCACUCCUGGUAUAUUAAAAUAAAGGUACAUUUCUGGUUAUUGUAGAUUUCGCCCUUAAUUUGAAAAAGGCAUUAUUCCUCUUCUUCUUCAUAUUUGACGUAAGAAGAGUUGGUUUGUUUACAAAGGGAGAUCAGACUGUAAACAGGCAGAAGGUUUUGUGACGCACGCAGCAAGAAGGAGCUCUGUUCAGACACAUAUUCUGACGGCGGUUUUCACAUUUUCGAACUUCUUACACCGAAAUUCAUUGUCAACAAAAUAUUUAAAAUUUUUUGAGCCCAGCUGAAGUAUAUUCAAGAUGACGUGCUGCUUCAAAUCUGUGCUUUGCUGUUUUGCUUGAGAUGCUUUUAAUACUUCAUCAUACUUUUGAUGCUUUAACUUUAAUGACUGAACAGCUAUAAUAUAUAUAUGGCUAGUUUUGCAACAUUUACAAUGAUUUUUAGGAAAAGCAGUAACUCCCAGAGCAACAUUAUAAAUAAUUAAGACUCUAAUCAAAUGAGGACCUCAGACACACUCAUAUUAAUACAAGGCAGUUAAUGUACAAUCAAAAAUAUUGAGGUUUUUUUUCAGUUCUCUCAUAAAAUGUAAAAAUCAGUGACUGUAUGAUCUGAAACCAGCCAUGGAUGUGAAGAGUUAAUACAGAACUCAUCAAGAGUCAUUACAUCCUGAUGAAUCUGCACACCAGGGUGAGAUUAGCCCCCAUUAGUUUCUGAGCGAUUGUGCAGCCAUGUUGAAUCACUCUGCGUUUUCAUAAUGACAUCCUACAGACAUCUGACAGGCCCUCCCUUCAUCUGCGUUUGUCAUGUCUGCUGUGUUCCUCAGCCCACCCUGCCUGCUUGUUGCUUUCUGUACUUGUCUGUUGAUGUUGUCUCUGAUCUGUUAUCCCCACAUCAAAAGCAGACAUCCCCCCGCUGCUCCCCCCGCCUCUCCUCUCCACCCAGCUGCUGUCACAAACAGCUGUCUACCUCGUCCAUCUACCCCUGCCCACCACUGUUCUCUUAUACCUCACGCCACUUUCUCAUCUUUCCAUUCCACCUUUCUCCGCCUUUGUAUCUUAAUCUGAAUUCAUGCGUUCACUCUCUCUGCCUCGGUCUUAUCUAGCUCUUGCUCACCCCUGUGUGUUUUUCUUUUAUCCCUCUAACAGCCUGUAACACUCUGUUUGACAGUAUUUCUUUCUGCAUCAGUAUCAACCUUUUGUGCAUCCCUCUUAUCAAAUUCCAGUUCUCUCUUUGUUUAUUCCAGGGAGUAAAAUAAGUGGUUUCUACAUCUAAUGUGGGAUUUAAAUCUCUGCAAUUCCUGCAGGAUCCUUGCACACACCCACUCAUGCUACUUUAUCACACCUUUUUAGUAUUUUAAAGUCUAAAUCACAGCUUCGACAAGUGAAAGUGAUUGAGUUUAAUGAUUACAUGUGAUUUAUUUCUGCGUGAAACUACGUUUGUGAUUGUAACUCUAGUCUUACAGACUCCAACACCUCCUUAUCAAACUCACAGUGUUCCUACAAUGACUUAACAACGGUUUGAGCUCUCAGACUAUACAUAGUCUGUCACGUUCCCAGUUUUGCAUGACACAUUUACGGCUGACGUCAAGAGAGCCUAUAUUUGGGUGGUGUCAGCAACAUCAUCACAGUUUCCUGAAAAGACCCUCUUCCCUCCCGGUGCUGGGUUCUUGCGUGGUGCCGCACGUGCAGGUGUGGCACAUGAACUUCGCCUGACUCACUUUUUGUGUGUGAAGAGGACUACAGCUCACUUUCAGCUCUUGUGUGGCUCUGAGAUAGACCUGAUGGGGAAAAAACUAACCUCAUAUACCCAUAUACAGAUGUAGCCUGUAACCACGUCCUUCUCUGGGGUAACUCAGGUCCUGCUUAAUGAGGAAAUGCACCUAAAUCUGACACAUCAGAGCUUUACUAGAUUAACAUUAGGGCAGUAAAGUCCUAGUCAAUUGGUCAACUGAUUGGUCGUUAUGUGCUGAGUCGACCAAAAUUCUGAUUGGUUGACUUGAUUUUUUUUCCACAUCAAUUUACAGUCUCUGGUUAAUUUCAUCAGGAGGAAAGUACCAAGUGCUAAUGGGGGUGUUUUCAGCAUGUCUCAGAACACCCCCCUUGUUUUCACCAUUUCGGAUUCACCCAACCCACUGGAGACCAGCUGGAGACAGGGAGAUUGAAGAGCGUCCACGUAAAUCAGCGUCCUAGUGCAGUGGCCAAGUACAGAUUUUAGCCAGAAUCAAGCGCUUUCUUGUGAAGUGACUUAUGGAGAAUGGUCUUUUCAAUUCUCGUUUAUAUCACCAACUUUGCAUGAUAUUACUGCUGUAAUGAGAUGGCGGCCAUUUAAAAGAUGGUCGCGAUCUUAAAAUUUCAAGCAACUUGGGGCAUUUUCAUGUUGAGUGACUGUUCAUAUCAAUUUUCACGCCUAUAUCACCAGCUUAACAAGGACAUCACCUAAUUGUUCCACCUAGGCCAUCUUGAAAUUUCAAAUGGCUGGGACACCCACGGAGAAUGCUCAUGCCAAUUUUCAUGCUUGUAUCACCAACUGAACAAUCAUGUCACUUAUCUGCUCUACUUUCCUGUGGUUUGCUGAAUAUUUACUCUUAUUUUGAGCGUUUCAACUUUCACGUGAGUCCUCCUCUACCAUUCAUGUCAAAGAGUCGUACUCCGCCGCAUAACGUUUUGCCAUCAGGGUCGCCCCAACCCCCCGACUAAAUUUCUUUGGUUGAUUACAGGCCUACUUUGCUUUUACAAAAACUUUGCACAGCGAUUCACCAGUGUCAGUUGUGUAAUUUUAAAUGUUGCACCAUGUACUCAAUAUUGUGCGUACAUUUAGACUCAGUAAAAGACAACCACGCUGAGAUGAGAUCUAUUUGAGAAGAGCUCUGCUUUUGGGGGUUGCCAGCAACUGCAUUAUCAAAGGAUUCCACUAAAGAGCCCUGUAAAACUAUUUUAUAACCGCAGAGAUUGAUUUGUUUCCACUUCAAAAACUUCCCAUUAAUGUUAUUGCACAUUAGUCUGAGGCUAGCUCUUAAUCUUGUCUAGACUUUGUUUAAAAUCACUCUCUAUUGUACACAACUCUGUGCUGAGACGAUGCCUGCACAGCUUAAUGUUUUACGACCGGUUAUAUUUCAGGGGAAUAUGUGGAGAUAAAGGUAUGCACAUCAGCGCCGAACAUUUGGAUUGAGUUUGUAGCUUUUCUCAUCAGUUAUUAACAAAAGCAGUUGUACUAUCACAGAGCUGAGCUGGAGUAUUUCUUAAGUGAAGUGAUUUUAAGUUUUGUCUGUCCUCUGCUGCAGAGUCUCUAUUGUCCUCCCUUGUCUGUUGUCACUGAAACACAAGAAGAGCUGAUCUCAUUUCGAGGCAUUAUGAGGAGUUUUUUGUUUGCUGGUUGAGAAUCAGACUGAAACUGAUACUGAUGACUCUUUAUGAUUUCCAAAAGCAAACCAGACCAUCAGAAACACGGCUGAUCAUUUCUCUGUCAAAAUAUUUCAUGUCUGAAACCGCUGCGAGGAGGUAGAUGUCCCACCAGAUGAUUGACAUUGACAGCACACACAAAAAAGGGCUUUUUAAAUUUUUCUGGCAGUUUCUGACAAUGAAUGAAACAUUUGACUAUUACAGGACAACAGGAUGAGACUUUAAUUUGAAUUCUAAUAACUUGUCCACAGGCGGCACAUUUUAAGGACUACAGCCUUUGUGUGUGGUUGCAGGAUUUAGCCCUUUGGUCAAACAGGCACCUCUGGAUACAAUAUUUUAAGCAGCACUUUAAGGACUUUCAAAUAUGUGUUCUGGGUUUGUUCAGGCCAUUGGUACCAAUAUUCACAAUUAAUAACUGAGGCUCGGAUCUCUUCUAAACUUCAUAAUCCUCGUUCCUCUGAUGUGGUUUUAUCCAAAAUAACUCCAUAAGUGCUGAUCAGGUUGUGUUUAUUUGUGACUGUUUUUUCUGUUAAGUUAAAUAAACUCUCCGGAGAGUUUAUUUCAGGACGUGGGAACCGUGUGCAAAAGCUGUGUUUAAUAGAUUAAACACGUUUUUCUGACUGCAGGACAUGAGAAAAGAGGUGUUUAACAUCUAGAUUUCUCUCACUAAUUCUCUCUCUCUGUUUUUUUUUUCCAUCCCUUUUUUCUCAGGUUUGUGAGCAGCCAUGACAAAGUCCUACGAGUUCAACUGGCAGAAGCACCUGCCUGAGUUCAUGCAGGAAGGCGCCUCCUUCGACAGGUUUGAUGAGGUAAAAAUACUCUUUUUUUUUUCUUAAAUCUUCACCGUUCUUAAAAAAACAGAUAUAUUUAUUAUUUCAUUUCAUUAAACAUAAGAGCAGAUCCUGAUUUCCUGAUCUUUCCUGAGGGUUCGAAGGUUUGCUGUAAGACUUUGUCAAUAACCCAGUUGAUCAUGACAUCGAUUAUUUUCCCUGCCCUGUAAUCAUCUAUAACACUAAAUGACUGUCCUCAGGUUAGUCAUUACGCACAUUACACACAAACACACACAACGAAGCGAAGGCGUUUCCUCUGACCUAAUUCAUCACUGUAGUAGUAGUGAAAGAUAAAGGUGCAGGAGAGAUGUAUUGAGCAGGCUUGUUUAGCGGCGUCGGCAUGGCGACGGCUUGUCUGCAGCAAUUCCAACAACGACGGUGCAUGAACUCGGAUGAGAUCAUGUUCUUCGUCUUUUUAUAUCAACCAUAAAAAUAUAUUUUUUUGAGACCGAGAGCUUGUAGUAGCUUUGUUGUUUGAAUGUUCAGAUACAAAAUGAACGUUAACAUACGAUAAAUUAAUGUGCUGUUAUAGUACGUGACAAAAGCUGAAACUCCAGCUGAUAAGAACUGAAUCAAACAUGAUAGUGAUCAAGUCCAAAUUACCAAUAUCACAAGAUCAGAAUUAACCAACAUUAUCAUCGUCACCAACAUCCAUCCUGCUCUGUGUGCGUCUAAUUGUAAACUAUACGCAUCUGACCCCGUGUACAUCCUCCCCUCUUUUUACCCACAUUUCCUCUGACUAACUUAAUCAGGACACUUAGCUAGGACAUUUGCCGAGCAAAGGCAAAGUGUGUCACACACACAUGCCCUCCCCGACACACACAUACACACACAAACACGCGCACAUGGAUACAGUCGCCCUUGCACACAUCAGGAAAUCCCCUCAGUCCUCUUCGUUUCUGCGGGUAUCAGUGGGCGGGAGGAAGAUCCCUCUUAGGCAGGGAAGAAAAAAAAAAAAAACUGGAAAGAGCAUCAUCAAAUCCACAGCCGUGUCAAAGUGAGCCGUGAAACUGGGCCGGCAUGCCUCUGAAGAGAGUCCUCAGUGUGUUGCUGCUGUGAAUUUGAGCCAGGCCGAGGCAGGACAGGGUUGGGACUGGCCUGAAUCUUAAUAAGGUCGGUCUGUGUCACUCACCUUAAAGACUAAAAUUAGACGUCACCUGAGAGAUCCCAGAAUCCCCUCAACGCCGCAAUUAAUCAUUUUUCAAUCAUGAUAUCAUUCACAAUACUAAUUACUGAUAUUGAUUUGUAAUAGUUACAUUUCUAACUGUUUCAACUCGCUCAAACUAUUCAAGUCUGACUUUGGUACGAUCCAAAUCCAGUGGGUUUUUGAUGCUAACCUUUGAACUUUACUCCGUGUUAUCACGGCGCAGCGAUGUCGCUUACAAUGGCCGUCUUUAUUCUCCGUAUCUGUGGAUGUGCUUCUGUGUAUGUGAGCGGAAAGCUGCAGCUCGGUUGCCAGGCGAGUGCAGCGCCUGCAGGGGACAUCUGCUUCGAUUGAAAUAACUUAUGCCGGGUCCACCCACAGUCACACACAUGCUCUUUAUCGGCCCCCUCUCUUAAACAUACACACAAUAACACACCGAGCAGCACGGAUCCCUUACAUAAAACAUUCUCCACUGAGUGACGCCCCUCAGAGUGGCAGAUGGCGGGGACAGGUAAUGUGCAGGUGUGUUAGCGUAUAUGUGUUAAAUCAAAGCAGGACGUAGUAAAGUGUUAAGUAUGUUGUAUUUGUGAGGACAUUUUUGCUUCAGUUCUGUACAAGUUUUUGCAACACAACCAGCUUUUCAUUUUGCGCCUCUCUUAAUCGUCGUGACAUUUGUGUUCUUCUACGGCAUAGCAGAAGAAUCUUUAAAUGCUCUAUAGAUGAUCAAUACUUCAUCAAUUUCAGUCGCAAAGUCAGAUACUUCAGGUGAGUGUGACAAGUCAAGUGACAGGCAGGUCAAAGGUCAGCAAGACACCCGUUUAUUACUCAGGAUAACAGCCAGUGGGCAUCCUCGGAGUGUGUAUGUGUGGGCGUGUGCGUGCCCAUUCAUUUUCUCAAUGAUUAAAAAAUCAAUGGCUUAAGAUCUGGCUGAUGUUUUGUUUCCAUGGGGACUAAACGGUCUAUUGACAGACUGCUGAUGAGAGCAGAGAGAAACAGCUCAGGGGGAUGUGAGACACCAAAAGAAAUCAAGCAAAUAUUCACGUUUGUAGUUGCUUGAUUUAUUCCCAAUCCUUAUUGUGUGUAAAAUGCUAGAGCUGUGAUCUAGGAUGGGUCAGUUGUGUAAGAGUUAAUCUAAAGUCAGUAGGUAGGACAAGAUCCUGGGUCGGAUCAACAUUUUUAUUCACGGUAGAGUCUAAGAGAUGCAGAAAAUAACAACAGCAUCUGUGUAACAAACUUUUUCUCUCGGUUGUUAUUUCUCGCUAAACCAGUCCCGUAUCGCUGCCAAAGGACACAACGUGUUGAGUUUUGUGAUCGCUUCUUGUCUGUUUUCUUUGUUCGGUGUCAUUUCGACUUGGCUUGCUAAGUGUUUUAACAUCCCUCUAUUUUUUUUAAACCACGUCCUGUCUUCUUGUACCUGCCAACCAUCAGCCCCUGAUCUAUUGUUUCAUGCUUUCCAAAUAAAAUUAAUUUGUAUUUAAAGUAUCAGAACAAGUUUUCAGAAGUUGUCUGCUUCCAUUUUGACUUUAUGGUCUUCAAUUUUUUUUAUUUUUUUUUUUCAUUUUGAAUGUAAGACCUGCUAAUCCUGAGUGAAUCCUAAGUAGAUUGGUUUCCACUAAAAGAAAAGGAGUGAAGUAAAACUACAGUGAGGCUUCUGUGUUCAUUUACUAUCGACCGUUGAACUGAAACUCUAAGGGGAUGUGGUAAACCAAAAAAAAAAGGCGGCAUCAUGUUGCAGACAUCGAUGCACACAAAAAAGUGCAACAAGGAAAAACUCAGCAAGUAUAUCUGUAAUCUUUGGGAUUAAGAAGAAAUAUUCAAACACUUAAAAUGUUGACUGAGAGGCAAUAAUUAACUUUUUUAUUGGGUUGUUUUUUGAAUGGCCGUUUUUUGAACUCUGAUGAGAGCUUUUCAUCUGAUUGCAGAUACAUGAGAACGCUAGUGGCGGUGAAAGUUUGUUGCAGAUUAUGUGAAAAUAUCACAAAUUGGUUCAUAAUCCUUAAUGCAGAAUUUGAUAUGAUAUAAUGUUGAUAAAAUGUGUUUAAAACAAAACAAAGAAGACUGAGAAUGAGCAACUUGUGGCCAGACAUCUUGUUGAGCGGAGGCCAGGACUACCAUAACCAUAGACUGUAUAUACUGUGGACAACUUGGUUCCGCCUCCCGCCUGUAUACGAAUUUGAUGCCAAAAAGCUCUCAGUAUUUCCGCAAUUUUUCUUCAUUUAGUGAAACCACCACUUGCGCAGUAGCGUUGUACACAUUCAACGGGAAAGUCGCGUAUCCCCCGGGCGAGCUACGCAAUCCCUGAACGCUCAUAGGCUGGAUUUAUGACCUAUACUGCAGCCUGUCAACAGAGGGUGCUGUUCUCAGAGUGGCUUCACCCAGCAAGGAGGUAGACGCUGUCCAUUCUGUAUGCUGUCUAUGACCAUGACUAAAGGUAACUAAAUGUAAACUCAUCUAAAUCCACCCAGAGAUGGUUGGCCUUUUUAGCUAAUGGUACCCUCAUAAUGGAAAGAACAAGUGCGCCCAUAAACCUUUUAGCUUUACAAGAACAAGCAGUCUGAUUGUGUAACACUAGCUCGUUUACAGCCGGGAUUCAUUCGAGACCGUCUCCUCCACAGAUUCAUCUUCACGACACGAAGCUGAAGUCUCUGUCAGGUUUUAUUCAGACGAAAGAGAGAGCCCAGCUUUUAACAGCACUCACACAACUCUCACUGUGCCCCUAAUGGAAAUGGUAUUGUUCAAUUGGUUUUUAUGAUGGUUUUAGAUGACGUGAUAGGAGCGGCGAACGAGCCAGCUCAGUCCUAUUUACACGGAGGCAACAUCCUUAAUUAAUUAUAAAUGAUGUGUGUAUGUGUGUGUGAGUGUGUCACACUGUUCCCUAUUGUUAAUAUUAGUGUGACCCAGUGUCACCCAGCACUCAUCUCCUAUUCUCAUUUGCCUCUCUAACGUUUGAUCGUUAUUAGACGUGUGAUUUCUGAGAAUAACACGCUAACACAUCAGACAUCCACUGCCUCAGAAAACGACUGAACUGAGGGAACAGUGUGAGGGGUAAAGUCAGCCGGCUGCUCGCACACACUCCUGUUGAUCUGAAUGGAAGUCGCACGAACGUGUAAAACAUCGAAGUUUGAAGUAACGCACAAAAAGACCAAACUGAAGCUCAAACGGGGUUGUCUGAGGUCUCCGAUGUACGUGUGUUCCCGCUAGAUGAUGUUUGCAUUUAACUCUUAAUCACAACUACAUUCAUCCCACUCUCUGUUUGCCGUAGGAACAGGUUUCACCCCCUCUGAAGUGUGUAUAUGUUGGUUCAAGCUGUGCUGUGUAUGUGUCCUUAAGAAAGCAGGUUCAUGUAAGGAGAUGAAAAAGAGCUACCUCUGUCUUUCACAGUUUGGAUGUCAAAUAAAAAUCUUUACUUUCUACCCCCUCUGCAGGAUCCGUAUAUCUUUGAGCCCAACUGUAAGAUGAUGGUGGACGAGUUUGGCUUUUUCAUCACCUGGAGGAGCGAGGGGAAGGUACAACCUCCUUCUUAUUCUUUUUCACAAAGCCUCCUCCUCUGACUGUCCCUGUGAACCCAUUAAAAACAUGAUCCUUCUUUAUAAGACUGUAUUAAAAUAACACCUAUCAAUUUAAUGCCUCAGCAAAUAAACCUGAAGAGGUUUUUACAGCUUUGCUAGUCCGAUACAUAAACCAAACUGUCAAACAGGAACUAAAACAUGUAAAUGAAGAGACUUUUUUGACUAUAGAUCUCUUUAAAUCACCAUUUUUACAACAUAUUUAUGUAGUUAAUCAGCAAAAGUCUGCUGCUUAAAAGCUAAACCUCCAAAACAGACAACAAAUAUCCAGAGGUGGGGGCUUGACGAUUCGAGACUCGACUUGGACUUGAGUCCCGUUUUUGACUUGCUUGAUGAAAUCAGGAAAUGACUUGGACUCGCUUGGGACUUGAUUGCUAAAGAAUUUAGACUUGACUUGACUUGAGCCCAGUGACUUGAAAAGUCAAGUCUUUUCAAGUCACUUAAUUAGGGCUGCAACGAUUAGUCGACGUAAUCGAUUACGUCGACAUGACAAAUUCAUCGAAACGAAAAACGAAGCGUCGACGCGUCGUGUUAUUGUUGGUAAGAAUCACAUGCCGGCGCCUCAUGCUCAUCUAUAACUGCAGUGCAUUACAGGAUGUGCUGGGGGCAGUAGCGCUCGCUGUUUACAUUCCGCGAGCAAACACAGAAGAAGAUUGCACACAUUAUGGUAGAACAAACUGAAAAAGACGCUCCAAAACUCCGACCCAAAACUUCAAAAGUUUGGAAACAUUUUACGGAGAACAAACCAAAAAAACACGUUGAUCAAAGCUCAGCUUUCCUACCAUGGCAGCACCACGGCGAUGCAUGAGCACCUGAAACGCUGACACCCCGGAAAUAGGUGUUUAUAAAUAAAGAAGAUCGUGAUUAAUCGGACUACUAGUCGAUAGAUUAGUCGACAAAAAAUAAUCUUUCGUUGCAGCACUACACUUCAUACCUUACAGCAAGCCCAAACCGUUUAAUAGUCAGGAAUUACGGCUGUUGGUAACACCGUGUUGUGUUGCCAAGUCUGCUUAUUUCCCGCAAAAAAAAUUCGCUUGUUUUUGGCUUGUUUCUGGAGGUUUGUUUCCUUCUUUCUCUCACGAAACUUGGCAACACUGUCUCAAACUCUAGCCUCCCUCAUAACGACAACACCGGGAGGACUGAACAUAAAUCGCUCGCUAGUAUUGCCCGCCUGUUUCCACGUGUUGUCUUGUGUCAACACGUGUGAGUCUUCCUUAUUUUUGUGCACAUUGUCUAAGUUUCCAAUUAUUAAAGUUUUCCUGAUUAUUUUUUGUAUGACAUGUAAAAUAGUUUGGUUAAAACUGUACUAUGUAACUUAACACAAACAAGAACCCUUGUUUAAUAAUAAAUGCAAAUAGUGAAAAAUGCAACAUAUAACAUAUGGUUUAUGGCUUUGAUCUGACUUGUUUUUGACGUGAAGGAAAAGGUAAGGACUUGGUUGGGACUCAAGCCAAAAUUCCUAGGACUUGGUUGUGACUCGAAACAAAAAGUUCAUGACUUGGACUUGACUUUGGACUUGUCUGUGUUGACUUGGACUUGACUCGAGACUUGAGAGCAAAGACUUGACUUGGGACUUGCAACAUAGGGACCUUUCCCCACCUCUGUCCAAAACAGACAACAAAUAUCCUCUCAGAGAGGAACAACAUGUCAAGGAGGAUAUGUUGUGAGUGUUUAAAUCUUGAUAAUGAACCAUGAUUUUUAAAUUCUUGUUGGUUUUUAAAACACUAUUUCAUUUUCUCCUUCUACAUGGUGUCUUGCCUUUUUAAGCACAGAUCUAUUUUUGUGUAUUGUGUCUGCAGGAAGGCCAGGUUCUCGAAUGUUCCCUCAUCAACAGCAUUCGAGUUGGAGCCGUCCCAAAGGUGAGACUUCAGGAAACACAAUUUCCUCGCUUCACGAUAUUCACACUCUCCGCCCCCCUUCCCCCCCUGUCAUUCAGCGUCUCACUCCCACAGUGACACUCCUGGAAAAAUCAAGGGAGGCUACCACGUCACAGAGUUAUUCAUGCUUUACUAGCAGAGACAGUAGCAGAGUAAACCAUCAAUCUGGGACUUUCAGUGAUGGGCUCCUCUCUCUUAAACCCAGAUUCAUCCGUACGUAAACAGUGGAUAUCAAUCAGCCACAUUUUUUAAUGGUUUUUCACCGCAGCUGGCAGCCAGGCUCUUUCCUGUCAAGCUGCUAUGGAUCCAAAAACACGAUAAACAGAGAGCAUUGUUCCUCCUCAUGAUACAUGAUAUCGUGACCAGAUACUUGGGAAGACCCACUACCUCCAAUUAGGGUGCAAACUAGUUAAGCCUGUAAAAGUCGGCAGCCUGACUGAGACACUUGUGUACACUGAGCACAUAACCAUUACCAGGUUGUGUGUGUACUACUGACAGCAAGAGGUGGUCUGUUUGCUCGGUGCGGACGUGUGCGUAUGUACAUGUGUAAGGGCACGUACACAGAUACUGCAGCCUGAUAGCAGCUCCUCCUGUUUGUUCAAAGGCUGUCCUGUAAGUAGCAGACUAAGAGGAACUGAUAGCAGGGCUUCUCCUCAGAGGCUAACAUGGUUACACAAGCCCCCAGAGCUGUUUCAGAUAAUCCAAUGAGUGAGGAGAGAUGAAUUGUAUUGGAUGAUUGCCGGCAGAGGCUUUGAGAAAGGGGAGCCUGUUGCCUGUUGCUGGUAAUUCAACAGAAAUACUUAACUAUCUUCCACAGACACAGUGCUGGCAGACGGACUGCUGCGCCUUUGAUUGUGUUUUUUGUUACGCUGAUUGAACAGGAGAUCAGGAGGUUACAGGAGGGGUAUGAAAAAUUAUGGCUGGAGACGCCGCGGAAAGUUAACAGUGAAAAAGAAGCAGGGUCCGUGACUCACAGUUUCAUCAGUAAAUGUGAUUUUACUAAUCAAAGGGUCGUUUUCAUUUCCCCUUUGUGCGUCACAUCAUUAGCUUUUCACGUCAGGAAUGAGUCCCCCUCUUGCCAGCUUUUUGUUAUUCUGCUUUGGUGGUUUAUUUGUUGCUUUAAAAGGCUGUGAUGAAUUUUAACUACAGUGUGAAACAUAACAGUUGACAUUACAUAAGGCUCUGACCUUUGACUCAGUGUCUUUGUACAUGUAGGGCUUGUGCAGAUGGGGCAUUCAAAUAAAAUACUACUGACAAUAGUGUCGAAAGAUUCUUUUUUUUAAUAUCAUCCCUCCUUUAUUUUCAGCUCAAAGAAACAUUACCUGUAAUCUUUUCUCUUCUUUUUUCCCAAAAAAAAGAUCAAAGUUGCAUUAAAAGGUUAUUAUUAUUUAAAGUAAAUCAAGCUCUAGCUCUUAUAUAAAAAAUAUUUUUUGGGGUAUUUAUUGGGAUGCUAAUUUUGGAUAUGUAAAAAGCCCUUGUUAAAAAAAAGGAAUGCUUUUUAUGUAUCUAUGGUGGUACAAUUUAAAUUGUUAACUUUGAAGAAAACUUAAAGGUUGUUUUUAAUUGUCUCUGUGCUGUUGUACUGAGUACAACUGAUAGCAUCGCCUCCUACUGGCCUUUAGAGAUAAUACAAGUUAAAGGUUUUUGCAUUGCCUUCAUUGUAUUUUUUCUUCUCUCAAUUCUUUUGUUAAAAACAAACCCCUCCUGUCUUUUAUCAGCUGAUGGAGAUGACCCUUUAACAUCAUAUUAGCCGCUGCUUUUCACAGUGUAAUUUGGCGGUAUAUAAAUAACCUUACUGCCCAUUUGUAUGAGGUGUAGACCUCAUUCACAGUCGUUUCUGCUCAGAUCUACUCUAACAAAGAGGUGUCUGGAAUUAUACAGUUUUCUUUCCAGCUGAAAUAAUCUAAAUAUGGAAAUCAGUUGUUUUUUUUCUGUUUUUUUUUAGUUUUUUUUGUAAUAUCCUUUUUAUCCUUCUUUACUCGACUACAAGCUUUAAGAAUUAAAUGCUUAAAUAAACCCAUAAACCUUAUAACACCAUGACACUUUGCAAAACUUCUCUCUUAAACUUUCUCUCUCAUUGUUUUCCAGUCAAUACCUGUUUACUAAAAAAUUAUCCAAGGAAGGAAAUAACGCUUUUUUUCCCUCUGCUUUAAAUUUAUGCGGUUCCUGACAGCAACAAGUCCUGCCUCAUGUUUGCUUUUCUAAACUGUCUCUUUUUUUUCUCUCGCAGGACCCCAAGAUCUUGUCAUCAUUCGAGGCUAUUGGAAAGACGGAAGCAGACUUGGAGGGCUGCAUCAUCUGUAUCUGCAGCGGCACAGACCUGGUCAACCUUAGCUUCAUGUUCAUGGUGGCAGAGAACCCCGACACAGCCAGGGUAAAUACAUAAACGGCUCGCCGCUGUGAGGAUGUGAAAUGUCACAGUGAUAUCUUUGGGUUCAGAGCGAGGCUGCGAACGCUGCUCGCAGGCUUUUCACUUAUCUUAUUAGAAAUACACUUCAGGCAGCAUUUCAGCUCACAUCCGAGAUGGUCUGGAAACAUAUGUGUUCCAGAAACCCGGCCUAGGUUAACUCAUCCUGUGCAUUCGAGGUAGACCCCUAAUUCAUUCAUCUUUUCCACAUCACAUAAAGGCUAAUAGAACACAGCCUCACAGCGAAUACUUGAUUCACAGACAAAGCAAAUUGCCAAGUGAAUGGUUCUUAUGUUGUCUCCCACACACAGCAGAUCUGGCCUUGCUUCACUCUGAUGAAUAGACACAUUUGAAAUGAGUCAUACUUCUCUGUCUGCCCCCCCAUCUCUCUCUCUCUCUCUCUCUCUCUCACUUCUUCCUGCUUUCACUGUUACUUUCUCAUUCCUUUUGUCUUGCUCUUUGUUUUCUUGCUCUUUCUUUCUUUUAUCUGUAUUUUCUUCCCACUCAUUCAGGAAAAUCUGACUUUUGAAUCGAAAAGAAAAAAAGAAAAGAAAAACACCUCUCUAGCUUUGUUGCUUUCUCUCCCCAUCUUACUCAUCACUCCAUUUAUUUAUUUAUUUUAUGUGCCUUGGCGCAAACAGAUGAUGCCUCCUCUGCUCUCUUUUUGAUUCAAUCUGCAGUAGACGGUUGUAUCGCUGACCCCUGUUGGCAAACAUCCAAAGAUUGUACACAAUGUAAACGCCGAAUAAACAACUGCAUCUGCAGAUUAAAUAUCAGUUUCCCGGAGCUGAAUCGAUCCAGAUUUGAAGAGCGGCCUCACUUAGAGGAAAAAUCUAAAAACUGCAGUGUCAUUGGGGUAUGGUUGUAAUUCAACUCUCAGAGAAAUAAAGCCUGAGGGGGUUUAUUUUAACACAUACAGUUGGAAUUAUUGUAGAUUUAUUUACAACAGAUCCCAUUGAAAAAGACUGAAAUCUCAGAUAUAAGGUUUAGUUUCUGUUUAUCGACUCAGAGUUAGUCACAAAAGUAGAGCUUUGUUUCUGAAAGCUAAAGUGUUUUCCUGCAACAGCUGGGCGCUGCAGUUUCUCCCAAAAACAGUGCUCAUUUGUUUGGAACUAUUUUCAGCCGGGGAUUAAUACACAUUUUCUAUGCUAGUGAGUAUUUACUGCAGCUGGAUGCUUUGUGUGGGCUUGUCUCAAAAUAGACGCUGCUGUUCAUGAUAUUAAAGGAUCAAGUGCAACAAUGGGGCUCAUUGACAAGCUUUUAAUAGUUUUGGGACAACAAUGUGGGUCCAUUACUGAGAGAAGGAGCUUGAUAAGGAUUUGGCCGCACAGUUAAUACUUGAGGAUAAAUGUAUUGUUGGUCUCUUUGAAGGAUUUCUUUUUCAAGUUUUGAGCCUUAUCCCUGGUACAAGGCUUAAGAAGAAAUCCUGGGAAGAGAUAGAGAAGACAGUGGAAGUGAGAUAUCUUCAGUUUAGUGAAAAGUGCAGUAUGGCCAAAAGGAUUAGUGGUUUUGGAACAUGGAACAGCACUUUGACUACUCAGAAGGAGAGCAGGGUCUCUGCAGGUUUCAACAGGUCAAAUUUAAGACUUUUGAAAAGCUUUUAAAAGAUCCUAUGAAUCUAUUUUAAGACCCAGGGAACAUUUGACAUUACUUCAAAUCAAUCUUUAUUCCUAUGGGAUGUUAUUUAGUAGAGUUUAUAUAUUUUUUAAGAACUUUAAAAAAUAUAUUUAAUUCAUUUAAUGAGGAAAAUUUUUAGGCCUUAAAUUAAAAUUAUUGGAUUUUUCGACAUUUUUAGACUUCUUAAGACCUGGUGAUACCCUGGAGAGUAAUUUAAUUCAGGCCUCGGAUAAUAUAAAAAUGUCUCAUUAUUUUAAAUUUUCAGUUUUUCGACAUUUAUGAAAUAGUCCAAAAUUCAUAUGUAUGCUCUCAGGGACAAGAUUGGCAAAUUGUACAUUUAGAUAAGCGAAGACUGCUUUAGCCAGAGGGGGCGCCGAAGUUAACACAAACUGAAAGUUACUCACAGAAGCUUUAAAAUGGGAAAUUAUUGCAUAAUGUCCAGAGCUAUAUGAUCAGGGGAAUUUUAGAGAUCUUGAAGCCUUAAAUUUAAGUUAUUAAAUUUUGGACAUUUAAAAACUUCUAAAGACCCUAGAGAGUAAUUAAUUCAAGCCUCGGAAUAGUAUAAAAAUCAUACAAAAAUGUCUCAUUUUUUUUACAUUUUUUGUUUUUGGACAUUUAUGAAAUAGUCUGAAAUUCACAUGAAUGCCUUUUUAUGAUAUCUAAAAGCAAGAAAUGCCAUCAGGGGCAAGAUUAGCAAAUUGUGCAUUUUAGAGAAGCAAAGACUGCUUUAGCCAGAGGGGGCGCCAAAGUUAACACAAACUGAAAGUUACUCACAGAAGCUUCAAAACAGGAAAUUAUUACAUAACAUCCAGAGCUAUGUGAUCAUAGGAAAAUAUAACUUCAUAAAAAUAAGAGAGUAAAUAACAGAGAAAAAUCAGUAAAAGGAAAGAAGAGGAAAUGAAAUACGUAAGCGCUCUACUUGUUCGGUCUGUUAUAUAACCUCAGCUUUGACUGCAGAUAUUUGUUCUGUUUUUUUCAUUGUGCACAGGAUAUGUCAUGGGCAAAUGUUUCUCAGUGAAGGUUACUGAAGUGAUGCGAGUGGAGAAAGAGUCGGCUUUACUUGAAAAAGUUCAGCAAGAGUGAUACAAAGCCACAGCACACAGUUAGCCCUGAUAAAUACAUCUUUAUGUAAUCCACUCAGAUUUGUAGCUCUGAUGAAAAAGUGUCUGCAGAAGUCAAAAUCAAAACCCGAUUUCAGGGCAGAGUGAAGUGAAAAGUACGUUUUGUGCCAGCGUGGAUCACUUUUCCUGGCAUCAGCGUUGGUUUUUAUGCAUUUCUCAUGAGGACCUGUUUUUCUGGUGAUGGGUGUUACAAAUGAUGUUUGCACUCCAGGGAGCUCACUGCCACAGGGACGCCAGUGAUAUCAUACAGCAGGCCUGACGGGUAGAGAGCGAACACACACACAGACUCACACACGUACACAAAAACAGACUCAGAUACACGUCAUUGGUUUCAAACUUCGUUAUUCCUGCUGUUGCCGUCCCCCUCCCUCUCUCCCUCUCUCGCACACACACACCAUCAAACUCACCAUGACACCACCACCACCUCGCAGCAUGCAGGUGGCCCUAAGUAGCAGACCUUGGGAGAUGACAGAGUUAUUUACAUCAGCAGACACACACACAAACACACACACACAGCUUUUUGUACGCCACUAGCCCAAACAGACACCGCCUGCUGCACCUGUCAUCUAGUUACUGUUUUGAUAGUGAUGGUAGUAAUAUUUGCUGCGGGGGGAAGGAGUGAGAGACAUUCAGAGACGGGGAAAGCAGAGCGGUGUGUGACGUUUGUGUUGAUGCAGUCAGCGGAGAAUUCAUGUACAGCUACAAGGUCUCCUCCAUGGCUAUUUGUUUACUGUCACUGCAAGCAGCCUUGAAACACACCACUGAGUUUAUCAUUGUAUGUUUUUUUUUGUGUGUGUGUGUCCCUGUCAAGGAACUUCUCAGGGUGUGCGGUGUGUGUAUUUCUGUGUGUAUUUAGAGUCAGUUAAUUAGCUUGUGUUAUUUCCCUGAAGACACCCACUUCUAAUCACUAUGCUACCCUCUUGGCUGCAGCGUGUGUGUGGUCCUGAGUUGGUCAGUGUGUUUGCAGUUUGUCUCCAAUCUUUGUGCUUGUUUGUUUGUUUGCAGAAAUGGAUCGAGGGUUUGAGGUCGGUGAUUCACAACUUUAAGGCCAACAACGUCUGUCCAAUGACCUGCCUGAAGAAACAGUGAGUGCGCUUUAUCUCGAACUUUGGAUCCCAAAUAGAGCUGUAAAUGUCUCUUUUUAUCCGUUUAUCAUAGCAGCUCUUAUAAUACUCUGUUCUUUGACAAACAUAAGAAUAAAGCAAGAAGCAAAAACAUAAAUCAUCGAGCUAUAUGACAAAAGAAACCUACACCAACUCAAGGUUUCAGCAGCUAGAGAACCCAAACAACCAUGAAAACCCCAAACCCAACACAAGAUAAUAAUAAUAAUAUAAGUCUGCUAAAUAAGCCUGAAGGAAAAUCAGCAUGUCUCUAAUCUCUCUUUGCCUCUGCUGUCUGUUUUUCCUCCUCCUUUUUUAGUUGGAUGAGAAUGUGUUUCCUCACCAAUGUGAAUGGAAAGAUUCCUGUAAGAGGGUAAGAAUCGCUCUUGUUUUCUGCAGCUCUGGACUGUUACAUUUGUGGUGAAAACACUAUGGAUUUGUUUACCGUACAUAUAUAUUCUCUCAGGCUUCACAAUAAGUAGAGCUCUGAUGUUUGAUGGUACAAGGACGGUCAUAAACGCAGAUAUAGUUACGUUUUAUUGCUAUAAAGAGAAACCACAUUCCAGUGGUGAGUAUUUAUAGCUCUGUAUUUGAUGAUGGUUUUACACCAGUAGAUAAAAGAUAAUGUGCAGUAAUCAAUAUACACCAUAUAGAGUUGGGCGGUUUGACGGUAUAAAAGUGUCUACCGGUAGAAAAUUUGCUAGACCGUUUAUACUGAAGAGAGAGAGAGCAGGUGUCUUUUGCAUCUCUCUCAGUCAGUGUGUAGUAUCUCUUUGGGUGCGUUUCCGUAUAUUCACCAGGGUGUCGUGUGGAGUUUGUUUGCUCAUUUGAUUGGUCAGGUUUGGGUGCGCUCCCUAUAAUCGACAGUGUGUCCAGCAGACUGCUUGGUAUAAUUUUGACGAAGAAGAAACAGCUUCACUGGUAGUUGUCAUGGCGGACGCGGAGAUUAGUGGCAGUACUGAGCAAACGGAGGCAGCCCUACCCACCCGACAUGAGGAAGAGGAGGAGGAAUCUGUUCCGAAAAAGGGCGCAAGUCAUGACAUCGGUUGUCUGGAGAUUCUUGGGAUUUAGAAAACCUGAUAAUGAUCAAAAAACAAUACUAUGCAAAGAGUGUUGUGUGGCUCUCGUUGCUGGAGGUAGAAACACCAGAAACCUCGUCCACCACCUAAAGAUGAAACACGCCAAGCUCAAUUAUGAGAGAUGCGUGGCGCACCCACUGCACCAAAAACUAAAGUUGCAGCAGCUCCUUUCAUACAAAAGAGCUUGGCGGAAUCUAUCGCCAAAGGUAUGCCAUAUGAUAAAAGGAAAAUGAACAACAGGGGGAAAAAAAACAUACCGUGAUACAAGACUUUGUUCAUACUGCCCAACACUAACACCAUAUAUUGAUCUUGACAUGAUUAAAUUGGUUUAUGAUCAUAUUCCUGUUUCAGAUAGUUUGAGCUGUGUCUUGCAACAACCAGCUAUCAAGGAAUAGCAGACCGUUGCUAUGGAAUCUUGCCCUCUAAUGACCAAUCAGGAUGAAGGAUUUUAAACAGCCGUGUAGUGAAGCAUUAUAACCGUUUAUUUCUCCCUCUUUCUUUUUUCCUCUUGGACAGCAUUACUCGAACAUUCGCAUCAGGGAAAACAGAGAAGGGGAUCUUUCAGGCUCUUAAGGACCUCGGCCUUCCGAGCGGAAAGGUCAGACGAUGCUAACUGUUAAACGCAGAGAGAACAUUUGUAUAUUUUAGCCUGUUAGAUAAUACCUCGCAUGCUUAUGAAUCGAAGCCAUGUUUAUCUUCCACAGAAUGACGAGAUCGAACCAGCAGAUUUCACCUUUGAUAUUUUCUACGCGCUCACACAGAAGAUCUGCCCCCGAACAGACAUCGAGGAACUCUUCAAGAAGAUGUGAGUCGUCUUUUUUUCUGAUCCUCUCCCCUCUUUUUUGUCCUUAAAUAUUGACAAACACAAUAACUCAAAGUCCAUACUAGAUAUUGACAAAUCUUUCAAUUAAACAGUCGUACCCUUGCCUUCUUUGUACCCAUUAAACCCUUCACUUUAAUGGAACGACUUGACACAGUGCUUAAUAUGUUUCUCCAGCGUGAGCGACUGCAUCAUGUUGGAAAUAAUCAGGACAAAUAUCUCUGCGCCUGCUGCACUAACUAUGUCUGGACAGCCUAACCUGCUUUGACAGUACAACAUUAAUAAAAUAUCAAGAUUAACAUAUUAUUACUGAGAGUGUAACAUGUUAGUGUGAUGCCCUUUUAAAGACUGCUUUCUAAUUUUAACCGUGCGAAUGACUUGUGAGGAUGUUCAUUUUGAGAAGCGUAACGUUUUGUUUUCUAAUUAAUUCCUUUGCAGCAAUGGGAACAAAACUGAUUAUUUAACUGUAGACCAGUUAGUCAGCUUUCUGAAUGAAGUAAGCUCUUUAUCAUUCAUUAACUUCUCUGUGUAUUUUGCUUGCCCAUGCCCUCUGUGACCCCCGCCCCCUUGCCUCCGCAUCUGUCCCACCUGUCCUGAAGUAGGUGGUAGAAGUUGCCUUCCAGACUGGACGCCUUUAAACCCCCCCCCUUAAAACGACAUUUAAUGAGACCCGUAAGAUAUUCAACUUCAAGUCGGUCUGCAAGAGCAACUUCAACCAACUCUCCCAUCCUGCAUUCCAACCCUCAUCCCUAUCCUUUAUGUUCUCCUGCCGUGGCUAGCCUCCCUGUUUCUGAUUGGUGUUGCCAUGGCAAUGGGAGGGUAGAGGCUUCUUAUCCUGUUGCUUCCUGCUGUCUGCGUCUGUUUUCUGUGGCCGUGCUCCUCUGUGUGGCUGAAUACCUGCUUAGUCUCCCACUGCAUGUGUGCUGCUUCAUCAGACCUGCCAAUGGAGCUGAAGCUUCGGUUAGAUGAAUCCCCCACCUGGCUGUGUGAGUGGGUAGUGGUUUAGUAAUGAUGGUUGCUGGGUUGUUGUUGUUGUUUUUUUUUUUUUUUUGGAUAAAGUAGAGCUGUCUUGAACCUCUCCAACACAUACAACCGCCUUGCUUUUAAGCAAACACAUAAUCACUGCACCUGUUAGAGCGGCUCUCAGAUUCCUGAAAACAUCUCAGGACUAUUUUGUCUAAAACAUCCUGCUUUGUAUUUCGUGAAUAUGACUCUCUAAGAAACUAGAUUGAUUAACCAUCAAGUCAUCCACUUUAGAAAAUUACAGCUCUUGAAGUAGGCACUGUCAGCACCUUGUCCCAUGUUGCAUUAAGUUGACCCCCUGUCCUGUGUGUCUUCGCAAGCUAUUUAUUUAUGUUUUUUACAGACGUAUAGUUUGUGAGUAAACGGUAUGUUUUUGGAUCAAUCUGUGUUUGCAUGUGUUACCCUCAGAACCAGCGUGACCCUCGUUUAAAUGAGAUCCUGUUCCCGUUCUACGACCCCAAGAGAGCGACACAGAUCAUCGACAAAUACGAGAGAGAUGAUGCCCUCAAGAAGAAAGGUAAAAGAGAAGCAGAGAUACCUUGGUCUGUACUGCCACCUGCCUGUGAAUAUUUGAAACUACAGUGUGGUGCAUUAAAGGUGGGGUAGGCAGGAUCUGAGGAAGUGCCAGUUUUUGGGAGAAAUCUUGAAUGUAAACAUUACCCCCUCCCAACCAGUUUUCCCCCUUAGCUCCUCCUCUCCUCUCGGUCUCUGCUCCAGCAAGCCCCGCCCACAAACAGACGCUUGUAUCGUUCCAAUUAAAAUCAGAUAUAAUGCAGAUAAAUACUUCAGAUUAUUACAAUGGGGCCCAGUCAACGUGAAAGUAAAAAGCAUUGGUGCUACUGUAGAUGACAACAGACGACCAACAAACACAAUGUUUGCAGGACUUCUACAACUAGGAUAAAGUGACAUAGUCCAGGACCCGAGGUCAACUGUUUAGCGGUGCUACAACACGCAUCAGGUCCCAUUUGACAAGAAACACUUCUGUUACACUUGGUUUACUUUGUUAAAGCGGUUUACCUGUCCAGCAGAAAGGUUACAGGGUCUGUAAGAUCCCAAAGCAUCCCCCAUCAUUGUUGACCCGGCUUUUUUAGCUCUUGUCCGGUCUACCUCCGUUUUAAGCGCCUGUUGUUCCACCAGAGUCUCCAGUAUUUACUUAGUUUUCUUGCUUGUGUUGGUGGUCGUGGCCAAAAGAGGAUCCAGACAAUUUUCCAUACUUUCUGGUUGGUUUCUACUGCCCGAUAUCGUAGCACGUUAACUUUGUUUGGGGAGCAGCAUCCGCCUCACAACCAAUCAGGUUGGGGGAGGCGGAGAACGGCUUUGUUUACAGUCAGAAAUGUUAAAUUGUUGACUACACAGACAUAACAAAAGACAGCGAUAUCUUAUAUGUUACCAAUGUCAUCAGUAACUAAUAGCUAAUGACUGAUAUUAAAAGCUUUUUUGUAUAUACACCACAAAAAAAGAUGCUUCUUUAACGGAUUCCCGCCUACCCCACCUUUUAAGUUUAUCAUUACAUCGGUUAGUGCUGAAUAUCUGCAUUUUUUAAACUUCAUGUUAAUACUUUAAAAGGAUUACACUACUACUUUCAGUCUCAAGCGAUAACCUUCCUUUUCUUCUCUCCAGGUCUCAUGUCUAGUGACGGCUUCUGUAGAUAUCUGAUGUCUGAUGAAAAUGCUCCAGUUUUCUUGGACCGGCUGGAGUCGUACCAGGAAAUGGACCAGCCGCUGGCCCACUACUUCAUCAGCUCCUCCCACAACACGUACCUGACUGGGAGACAGUUUGGAGGGAAGUCUUCAGUAGAGAUGUACCGCCAGGUUCUGCUGUCUGGAUGCAGGUACAGAUAAAAUCUUCUAAUCACAUGGUGUACAGUUAGAGAGUCAAGUCAAAGCUGUAUACUUCACUAAAGUUUCUCUGUUUCCUUCUCUUCAGGUGUGUGGAGUUGGACUGCUGGGAUGGAAAAGGAGAAGACCAGGAACCAAUUAUCACUCAUGGAAAGGCCAUGUGCACAGAUAUCCUGUUUAAGGUUAACGCACACAAACACACACUUUCUGACUUUUACCUGCAACACUUUGAAGUCUUUUCCUCUCUGCUUUAAAUCGGUGUCAUUGAACGAGGUAUGGCUGCCCUCUGGUGUUGAAAGUUUGGUAUCGCGUUAGUCUGAGUUUGUUCCUUGUUCUCAUGCUUCAUCUCUUCUUCUUCUUCUUCAGGAUGUCAUCCAAGCAAUCAAGGAGACAGCAUUUGUUACUUCAGACUACCCAGUUAUUUUGUCCUUUGAAAACCAUUGCAGGUAUGUACAGAAGGAGUAAUGAGUGACGGUGAUUUUACAAAGUGUUUUUACUCUGAGUUGAGAAUAAUCUGUUUGUUUGUGUCGUCAGUAAACCACAGCAGUACAAGAUGGCCAAGUAUUGUGACGAGAUCUUUGGUGAUUUCCUCCUUAAACAACCUCUGGAUAACUUCCCUGUAAGUACUCACUUUCUUAUUUAAAACUUUCUCAGAGUUUAUCGUCACAAGUGAUUCUCAUCCAUGUUCAAAUGUAUGAUAAUAAACUACAAUGGGAUGUAAAUGAAAUAAGAAAUGCAAUAUUUUCCAGAUAUAAAGAGAAGUGGAGUAAUGAUAUUUGGUAGAAACCUAAGUUGUGAUCUUAUUGUCUCAUUAAGGACAGGUACACUGCUGAGCCUUAUGUGAAAUAUAAUUUAAGCAGAAGACAGCGAUCUCUAUGUGCACAAAUACGGUCAGGAACAUCACCAUUACCAGGAGGAGAGAUGGUGUAUGUUUUGCAAACUAGUUGAAAUUGAAAAUGAGGUUCACUUUUUGUUUUACUGCCCUAAAUAUAGUGAUUUAAGAGAGGUAUUUGUUCGUUAAAUGUCUUCUAUCUAUGUUGAUUUCCUUGAAUUAGGUGAUUAUGAAAAACUAAGGGAGACUUUAUUGUAGCAGACUGAAUUUGUCAAGCUUGGGAAAUGAGACAAAACAUAUUACAUGGCUUUGAGUUGUAAUGUAAUCUAUCUAUCAAUCUAUCCAUCCAUCCAUCCAUCCAUCUAUCUAUGAUUUUCUUCAGAUUGAAUCUGGGCGCCCCUUACCCUCUCCAAAUGACCUCAAACGGAAAAUCCUCAUCAAAAACAAACGCUUGAAACCUGAAGUUGAACAGAGUAAGGAAACAUUUCACACUCUUCAACUCAUAUAUUCCUUUUCUUUAUUAAUGUGUGUGUUUUUUUUUAACAAGUGUAUGUGUGUUGUGUGUUAUACAGAGCAGCUAGAGGCCUUUAAGAAACACAUGGAGGCGGGAGAGACCAACACCCCAGCCAUCAUCAUGGGGGAGGAGAACGAAGAGGAGACAGAGAACGGUCAGCUGACUCACAAUAUGGAGUAAAACUGUUUAUUGGUCACUUUAUAAAGGAGGAUUUAAUAUACACAUCAUAACAUUCAUAAUCAUAAUAGGAAAAGGAUAAAGACUGAAAGCACAAAGUAAGGAAACACUUUCCACAAAAAUCGAUAAUGUGUGUUUUAGACUUCAUGUGAAUUUGCGUUUGUUUGUGCAGGAGAAAAAGAGACUGAGGAUAAAGAUCUGAAUUCAGAGGCCCCCAGCAUCCAAUCAGAGGUGACCAGUGAGAAAGACACUAACAGUGUUUCCCAGACUAACGCCGUGAGCACUGGAAAAGAGGAAGAGCGCAACAACAGUAUCAAAAAGGUGCUUUGUCUAAGAAACACUUAGUUUGAUUGAGAGUAAGAUCCUUUUUGUUUUCAUCAAAGAGCCGCAGAGCUGAGAUGGAUGCUUUGAGGAAACGUUUCAUUUAACAUUUCCGAGUGUCUCGCCUGUUUCUAGGUGCCUGAUGAUGAUGUCACAGAGAUAUCAGAAGCCACAGAAGCAACAGAUGCCACAGAUAUCUCUGAAGCAUCCGACAAAGAAAACAACAAAAAGGUAAAACCACAGUUUUCCUCCCCACACAGACGGAUCACUCAUAUAUCUCAGUGUGCUAAGAAGUCUCUUUUGUGUGUGUGUCUCCCGUGCAGGGCGGAGAAGGUGGAGAAGAGGAGAACUCUGAAGAGGCCCUCAUAGCUCAGUACACAUAUGUAGGAGCCACCACCAACAUCCACCCGUAUCUCUCAGCUAUGGUCAACUACGCACAGCCUGUCAAGUUCCAGAGUUUUGAUGUAGCAGAGGGUGAGAUUUUUACUGUUUUUAACUCUGCGGUGACUCCUAGUUUGACUUGAAGUUGUUAAACCUCUGUUCUCUGUCCCAUUUAUCCUCUUUCCUCUCUGUCUUUCAGAUAAGAACAUCCACCACAACAUGUCAUCCUUCAACGAGUCUGUUGGUCUCGGCUACCUGAAGACGAACGCCAUAGAGUUUGUCAAGUAUCCUUUGACCUUAAAGUCAUAGCUGUGCUGUAUUUGUCUACACUGAAAGAUUUUCUUAGGGAGGAAAAAUACAGAGUGAACAAAGAUCCAUCAGUGUAAGAAAUUUAGUGCUUAAAACAAUUACUGUCAUUGAAAUCAAGCAUCCUCGUGUUUCUCGAUGUCUGUGAUUAAAGCUUACUUUAACCACUUGGGGGCAGAGGAAAUUAACUCUUCAUACUGUACUGAGGUAACACCACAGUUUUGGUUUAUAUGGCAAACUCAGGGCACCUAUGCAAGUAUGGAAAGUGUGGAAAAGUCUGGAAGUAAUUUGAUCAAUUUCCAGGUUUAAAAAGUAUGGUAAAUGAAAAAAUAAAGUAUAGAAAAAUGUUUAUUUUCCAGAUUAUUACCAGGGUAAAAAGAAUGCCGUUUUCUAAAAUAGAGAAGUUGGUAUUUCUAUAAAUAAUUCAAAAAAGUAGGGUAUGGAAAAGUAUGGAAAUUCCAACUAUGUAGAAACCCUGCAAACUGUUGGCCAUCAGUUUCCUUUUGACACAUCCAGUAGUUCCUUAGCAACAAAACUAUUUAUUCAGAGUUGUCUCUUUUUUUUUAUCUUUGUCUUGCACAUUACCCCUCUAUUUUCGUCCCUGUGAAAAAAUAGUUGUUUAUUAUGCACUACACUUGUCAAGGUUGUUUUCUGUCUGUGCGCCGAGUCCAAAAAGAGUCCAUAUGAGUACGACGGGACUAAAACACAGUAGUGACGUUUAUAAGCCCAGAAGCAGAACAACAAACAGCACAACAGGAAUCCUCUUUUACUAUUUCACAUCUACAUACGCGACACACGUCAGGUGAGACUGAGUCUAAUAAGGUCAGAGUUUAACUUCACAGAUCGAGGUCACCUAAAUGAGAGCUGGUGGAGGGUCACAGCGGAUGUUUUUUAGACAUAUUUGUUUCCACUCUGCUGUCGGAAAGAACAUGAGGCCUCUGGAGGCUGCUGGACUCUGUGGCUUGGCCUGACACACAUGUACUCUUUGCUUCUCUCUUUCCCCCCUGCACCCCACCCCACAUGGGACUGCUUGACCCAAGCUGUUCGGACUGAAAAUAGCUCUGCAAUCUGUUUUAUACACACACUCAAACCCACACUCACACAUGUGUUGGAACACACAUAUGCUCUCCCCUCUCUUUUUUAAAAAUGUUCCUGAGCUCCAGUGCAGCUACAACAAGCGUCAGAUGAGCCGGAUCUACCCCAAAGGGGGCCGGGUGGACUCCAGUAAUUACAUGCCUCAGAUCUUCUGGAACGCAGGCUGCCAGAUGGUCUCACUCAACUUCCAGACCCCAGGUACCACAGCACACAACAUGUGACCUUUGACCACACACACACACACACACCCAUACUCUGCACACAGCAUGAAAAUAUUACAGACACACAUGUGUGCACUCGGUCAACUCUGAUCAAACAAAGAGCAGCAGGUGGAUUUCUGAUCCCACACAUCCAGACGUCACACUGAGAGCAUCAUCUACAUCCUCUGCAUGUGCCGUCUGGAUGAACACGGACCUACUAAUCCAUCACACACACACUCCAAACCUGCACAUACACAAAUCCACAUACACAAAAGGCGAAGAAGGGCAUUUCUUACAAAGUUAAAGGAUCAGUUCGCUUCAGUUUUAACCCGACAAACCCUGUUACACACCCAGAUACGCGUCGUAUUUUUACAAACUGUCACUGCCGCACACACACCUACGCAGUGACUGAUGCCUGUUGGAAAACAGCUGCUGCCCCGUGGCUGGAGGCGAAAGGGGGGUCGGACCAUAUGGCCUGCUGAGAGCUGAGCAUGUGCAGGGCUGGAGGGGGGGUCACACAGGAGAUGGAGCUUCUGUGAUGUUUGAAGGAGAGGAAAUAAAAAGGAAGACGGUUCUCAAACAUGAUGAAAAUUUUUUUCUGUCCCCCCUCUCAUUCUCUCUCUCUCUCUCUCUCUCUCUCUCUCUCUCAGAUCUGUCCAUGCAGCUGAAUCAGGGAAAGUUUGAGUACAACGGCUCCUGUGGGUGAGAACAGCUCUUCGCUCCUCUUCCUCUCUCAUUCCGUCCCAUCCCUCCCUUCUCCGCCCCUUCCUAAAGCUCAUCAAUUAAAGCAUGUCACAUCUCAUUAGUGGUUGCCGGUAGCGAUCGUAGCUACUGUCUGCCCCAGGAGCCAAUGAGUGCUUCGGGGGAAGAGAGUUCCUCUCCGCCCGCCUCUCCGGCUCUCUGCAGUCAUCUAUCUCCUCCUCUCCUCAUCGCCGUCUCCUUCCCUCGGCUCUAAUACUGUCCCCGAGGGCAGAGGCUUCUCCGCUAAUGCUGAAAAUCUCAUAUGUGGGAAGAUCAGGGCUUUUGAAGACACCCAUCAUUACUAAUGUCACUCUGCUGUGCCCGCAGUUAACACACACUCACACACACACACUUGCUCCCACACACAAAGCAGAGGUACCUUCCCCUCCUAGUAGAUUAAAACAGAGCUGAGGUUCGAUUAUAUAGUGAAAAAUCCAACGUGGGGCUACUGACACUUUAGUGACUGAUUCUAAUUUAAGGAAUUGUUCAAUAGAUUUUGUCAUGUGUGUGUUUAUCUAUGUGUGUGUGUGUGUGUUCCAGGUACCUGCUGAAGCCUGAUUUCAUGCGGCGGUCGGACAGAACAUUCGACCCUUUCUCAGAGACGCCCGUGGAUGGUGUGAUUGCCGCGACCUGCAGUGUACAGGUCAGGUCAUCUGACAGCACACCUGUGUUUGAAAACAUUACACACACUCGUGCUGAAGUUACAACUUAUUAGACAAGCGUUUGUAUAUCAGAAGAAUCAGAAUCAGAAUUUGAUUUCCGGUACGGCUCACAUCUCCUGUGUUGGAUACAUACACGCAUGCAGAACAAACAUAAUCAUAUUUGUAAAAAUCUAACGAUGACACAAACUGCUGCAUUUCCAUAAAUUCAAUAAAUUAAUUGUUUGAUUCAAGAGGGUUUGAAUUUUAGGCAUCCUUGAAUUUUUUUGGCAUGUAAAAUGUGAUAAUUUGAGUCAUUUUGAGCAUUUAGAAAUAAAGUUCUGUUCUGAAAGUCUGUUCAUUUAACCUUAAACUUUUUCAUUAACCAAGAUAGGAAGAUAAUUUUUUGUUCUUAAAACAAUAAUAAUAAUAAUAAUAAUAAUAAUAAUAAUAAUAAUAACACAGGACAUCAGCACAUGGAAAUAAAAACAAAUUAAAAACAAAAGCUCAGUCAAAACAAAGCCUCUGGAUUGAAGGCCAGUUUUAUUUGUCAUAAGGAAUCCAGACAAUACAAGAACCUUACAACAUAAAAUGAGACCAUGAGGAACAAAAUAAAAAUAUAAAAUAGGUAAGAAAUAUAAAAGGAAGCAGGAUAGAAAAAGGAUUCUAAACAGAUUUUCUUUUGUGGUAACGCUUUCUUUUACAGUACACUUAUUACCAGGUAAUUACCAUGUAAUUACCUAGUUACAACAUAAAAUUAUCUGGUAAUUACAUGAUAACUACUAAGUCAAUACUGUCUAGUUUUUCUUUUUCUCUUUUUUCUGUGCAGCUCCAUUUUCAAAAGCUAUUUGGGGUUCUUAUUUUCUAUGAUUAACACUUGACACAGCCUAUGGGCGUGCGAAGAUUGCGUAGCGAUACGCUGUUUGAGCCGAGCGUUAUCACAGCGACUCACCCGCCGAAUGUGUACAAUGCUACUGCGCAAGUGGUGGUUUCAGGAAGCAGAGAAAGCAAUUUAAUGAACAGAUUUGUAUGAUGAUCUGGUAGCUAGACAGUAUUGACUCAGUAGUUAUCAUGUAAUUACCAGAUAAUAUCAUGUUGUUACUAGGUAAUUACCUGUUAAUUACCUGGUAAUAAGUGUACUGUAACAGAAAGCGUUACCCUGAUGCCAACUAUGUUAAGCUCCAAUCACAAGAUCAUAACUCUUGUCAGAUCUAAAGGUUUAUUAAUAUUUAAAACUGUCUCCCAUCUGUACAUUUUCACCUUUAGGUGUUUUCGGGGCAGUUCCUGUCAGAUAAGAAAAUCGGCACAUACGUCGAGGUCGACAUGUACGGACUGCCGACGGACACCAUCAGGAAAGAGUUCCGCACACGCAUGGUGAUGAACAACGGCCUGAACCCAGCGUACAACGAGGAGCCCUUCGUCUUCAGAAAGGUAGAGAGAAGGAAUUUGGGGAGGCAAAGCAAGCAAGCAUUCAGACGCUGCCUGCAUUAUGACGAAAGCUGCAAAAUUUCAGCAACCAGGAGAAAAAAGAGGAAGCAGAGAGCAGCUGUGAUUUAGGUUGGAAGUUUGCUUGAUUGGAUAUACUUACACUUUGAGAGAGAGAAAAGAUGGAGGGGCAAAAAAUGUAAAAAAAACACAUUUUUGAACUAACAAGGACUAAAACUGAGGCAGAAGAAUAGUGGUUUCUAAAUAAUACUGCUUCGAAUAAAGACAGGGAAGAAUUAUUAUUGUCAUUUGCAAAAGUAUCCCAAACCAAAACAGAGUGUGACAAACAUAAAAAAGUAUUUCUGUUUUUCUUCAGUUCAGAGUAAGAGACCAGGGCGGAAAUAAAAGGGCACCAAGAACAAAGGAACCAAGCGAGGAAAUAAGAAAGAAACAAUCAGGGAAAGAGGAAGAAAAGAAAGAACGAGAGAUAUCGGAGAUAAAGAGAGGAAAAGAGAGAGAGAAACGUGUGUGUAUGUGUGUGUGUGUGUGUAAUAGUGCUGCUCUCAGCAGAAUGAGGAGUCUCUCAGCCAUGACUGUGACUCCAGCUUCCUAACACACACCAUCAAUCACAGCCUGCCGCAGUGCUGUUCUAGGCGCACGCACACACACACACACACACACCCACACACCUAAACUUACACAGUGCUAUCAAAGAGGGGCAUCACACAUAGAGCUGCCAGUAAGGCUUGUUUCUCAUAUCUACACACAAAUGCCCCCAAAUACCGACACGCCUUUAACGUGCGUUCACACGCGGCACUGUCAGAGCGAGCGACACACACCAGCAGCGUACUUACAGAUGAUGAGCAAAGCUACACAGUUAGGUAAGCACAAAAACAAGCCAACACCUCCGCUCAUUCAUCUCUAGUGAGUAUUUCCCGGCCUUAUCUCCUGCCUUUCCGUUCGUCUUAUUAAUCAUCUUCCUAUCUGCGCUCACUUAGCUCCACACACACAAGAGUCUUUUUUUCAAGGGUGUGAACAUAGAGGCUCAUGCAAAGACACAAGUUACACACAGACACACACAGACACACACACACAUACAUAUAUACAAGAUAUGCUCUGCUCCCUGUAUGCGUAGUGGCAAGGGAGAUGGCCUUGUCAGAAAUAAGAUAUGCUGUGUGUUUGCUGCUAUCAUGCACUCUCCCUGUAUCGCUCCCAGACUGUUCCUGAUAGUGUCCCCUGCUGGAUCAUCCUUGACCUUGCCCUUAAAGACGCAGCUUUUACUGGAGCUUAAAAUAGAGGGACUUUUUACCACGCUGGCUGUAAAAUAGUUUGUUUGUCUAUUUCUGCGCUAUAAUGACUUACGCAGAGUUUACAAGUUUUUUAAGGACGAUUACCGACCCCUAAACGACUAAUUUAUUUGUCCUACUUUUCAUUCUCACACUCAACUCCUUUUUUUUUUUAACCAACAUUCUGGCUCCUUCUCCCUCCCGCACGACGUCUCCAUUCAUCCCCUCCCUCUUAAGGUGAUCUUGCCGGACCUGGCGGUACUGCGCAUCGCCGUUUACGACGACAACAACAAGCUGAUUGGACAGCGCAUCCUGCCUCUGGACGGCCUGCAAGCCGGCUACCGGCACAUCUCGCUGAGGAACGAGGGCAACAAGCCUCUGUCGUUGCCGACCAUCUUCUGCCAAAUCAUCCUCAAGACCUACGUGCCCGACGGCUUUGGAGGUGAGACGGAAACAACACACAGAUAAGAAAACUUUGCAGCUUAAUGAGUGUUUGUUGAGUUUUUUUUUACACUUUGUGAGUUUGGAUGAUGAUAAAGUUGCUCGUGUAGCCUUUAGGGAGGAGAGGAAAAAAGACAACUCUCUCUCUUUCGCUCAUUUCCUCUCUGCCUCUGGUUAGUUUGAACAUUCAGAGUAAUGGCAUGGUGCAAAUGAUGAUGACAGUGAAUCUGCAGUAAUAAACAGUUUUAAAACAGGCAGCAGCAUACAAAUGAGCAGGACAAUUGGAAUCGUCAUUAAAUAAAGCCAAGGGGCUAGCGCUGAGGAACCAUUACUGUAACCAUUAGCUUUUCAUCCCGGAGAUCUGCUGCCAGAAUCACUUUACUUCUCCACACACAGCUCUGUAACAGGAGCUGGAAAUAAUUAGAUCUUAGUCUUUCUUCUUAAACAAGAUUCUUACCCGGUCUUUACUAAUACACUGUGUCAGAAUGAUGAAGCAGUUUUUUACGAUGCAGAAGGAAAGCCUUUGAGACACUUGAGUAUAUAGGAGGUAUAAGAUUUAACGUAACACACUCUACCAGCCUUUCUUAUCGUAAAAUAAUCAUGGCACUUCUGCAUCCUUCUCUCCACAAUCUGUAUCACAGCUUUCUAUUUCCAUACAUGAACUAUUGUGAUAUUGUACGGUGUGCAACGUAUCCAACUUUCCUCAAGAAAAUAUUAUUAAUCCAGAAAAGACUUUUAAGAAUGAUAUCACGAUCCAGCAAACACGAACCUUCUGCACCUCUCUUUCCUAAAUACUCCAUCUUACCGAAUGACAAACUCAAUGUCUUUCACUCUUGUGUGUACGUCCACAAAUUCAUCAAUCACAAACAAGACCUUCCUGAAAAUUCAUCCGACCUUCACCCGUACUCAACAAGACAAAAUGUCGUCUUCAGUUACCUUCAUGUCGAACUUCUAGUCAUCAGUCUAGCAUCACUUUUAGAGGUCCGAAACUGUGGAAUAAUCUGGAUGCAUCUCUAAAAACUCCUUAAAAAUAUAAUUAAAAUCUCGACUAAUCAUGUCUUAACUACGUCAUUAUUUGUUAUGAUCAUGUUUCUUUCCUUUUUAUGAAUACUUUAUUGUCUUUAUCACUGUUUGAUGAAUAGUUUGUGUUCCAUUUAUGGAAAUUUGUAUCUGUUUGACCUUUCCCUAAUCACUGUACAUGUGUAACCUGUCUAUGUCCGAGUUACUUAGUUGUCUGCACCUUCUGCUUUCUCUGCCCUGACGGGAGUGGAACUUUGUAUAAAACUAUCGGUUUCAUUCCCUCCUUGCACUGUUUUUAAUCUGUGCUAAAUAAAUAAGUACAAAAUACAAAUACAAUGACCGCGCGUAAUGCUGCUCCAGUUUGCACGUGCAUUUCAAACGUGCUAAAUAUAGACGCAAAACAGCGACCGGUUUCCGAGUUUGAUAAAUCUCACUGCGGGUGCUAAAUGAUUCCAUUUGUAUCUGCUCCUCCCAGAAUUUUUCCGCGUUUUGAUGAUCUACAUACAUUCUGCAUAUUCAUGAAGGCAAACACGCUAAAUCGACUGCGUGUGCUGUUUUGCUCAUUUGACAGACGCAAUCCUCGGUGCACCCAGUUAGUAGAUAAGGUUUGCCGCGCUAUCAAGUUUGCAUGUGUUUUUCCACACGCAAACCUUUAGUAGACCAAGCCUUUGAUGUUUUAAAACUCUAACAAGAAUAAAAACAGAACUCUUUCUCAAAAACUAAAAAUCUGUUUCAUUUCUUCCAGCGAUUGUGGAUGCCCUAUCAGACCCAAAGAAGUUCUUGACCAUCGCGGAAAAGAGAGCGGACCAAAUGAAGGCGCUUGGAAUCGACACGGUACUCACUUUACAUCCAGCUACUCUAUAACCACCUAUGUAACUGAAUUUAUGCUGUAAAAAUAACUAUUUCCGCUUUGUAGAAUGACAUUGCAGAUGUUCCCAGCGGAAGCUCAAAGAACGACAAGAAGGGAAAGGGGAAAGGAGACACGGUGAAGGCCAGUGUGACACCUCAGGCCAGCUCAGACACGGCCCAGACCUCCAACUCCGCCCAAAAUAACACAGCAGAAACCAAGAAGGGUAAACACUCACUGCAAACGGACUCAUUUUCAACAUUUAAAUACACCUUAGCUAUGUAAACAGGGUUUAAAUGGACUUUUCUCUGCUGUUUCAGAAAAUGCACUCGUGCCUACUGUCUGCAUCGAUGACUUAAAACAAAUGAAGGUUGGUUUUGAAAAGUCCUACUCUUUAAUCUGCACUUUGAUAACUCAGCUUGUAGACAUGUUUAAUUUUCAGCAUGGAAUCAUCACUUAUAUAUAUAUAUAUUUUUUUAUCAAUAAAACAGUCUUCAGGAUUCCUACACAGUUGGAACUCCCAUACUUUUCCAUACCCUACUUAAAAAACCUACUUUUCUAUUUUAGAAAACAGUAUUUCAUAACUGUGGUAAUAAUCUGGAAACACAUUUUAUAUUUCAUUUUCUACACUUUUUAAGACCUGGAAAUUGAUCAAAUUUAUUUCUGUACUUUUCAUACUUGCGUAGGAUCCCUGUGUCUUUUGAAAAGUUCUCUCUUAAUGUAGAAAUGUGUUUUUUAUUUAAUCAAACUUCCUUCUCUCUCUCUCUUCUCUCUUCUCUCUCUGCAGACGUACCUUAAACUGAUUAAAAAGCAACAGAAGGAGCUCAACGCUUUAAAGAAGAAACACUCAAAGGUGGGUGACGGCUUUAGCGCUGGGCUGUCUGAUGCUGAUUCAAAGAGGCUGCUGCUUUUCCUGGACGGUCAUUAAAAACCUUCACCUUUUAUCUUAGUCUGCUGCAUACUGCUUCAUCAGCGUGUUAACACAAACACACGAUCUGUCCGAUACAAACACGCAUAAUGUACGUUUUGAAAUUAGGAAUUAGACUUGCUAAAACUGGCUUUGGCUUUGACCAGAGCUGAACACAGAGACCACGGUGGCUGCUGGCUCAUUCAUCGAGGUGGACUAAUUAGAGCGUAACAGUAUCGAAUCCUGUUGCAUAACACGUGUAAAAUGAUCGCACCCGGACCCAUCUGUUGACUGAAUAAUGGCGCGUGCUGGCUCAUGACUCACAGACAACAACAAUAACAACUGUACCGUUUGUUUUGUUGCAGUUUAUUAGAUCUGCUUAAAGAGGUUUGAUUCAGUUAUUGGUACGUGUUAAAACUGCUCUAACUCAGUGCAAAGAAAUACAUAAAGUCCCACUCUGAUCAAUUUUUUUAAUUACUUCAAGUGUUCUCAGUGGUCUUUGAAUUGUGAUUAUGAAGUUUUUAGCCAAAAUCAUGUUACCUGUGUCUUUUUCAAGGGCUUUUCUUCCGUUAGCUUGCAGCCUAACAUUGCCGGUGUAGUAGAAGUAGCAGGUAACAUAGGAGCUAUUCAACUCUCGGACAUUAAUGUCUUUAGGGACAUGACGAAAACUAUACUUAGCUUUCUUACAAGCAUUUCCACUGAGCAAAAGACAGCCAUUAAAUGUCUAGUUGUUUUUUUAACCUAAUUUCAACCUAGAUUCAACUAGAUUCUUUAUACUUUUAGACAGAAUUUAGACGUUGCACUUUAACCCAUUAUUCGAUAACUAUUAUUUCAAACAGCAACUGUGAGCUGCAGAACUGAUCUCCAAGUACUUAACCAAAAUAAUUAUGUUAGCCGUUGAGCAAUAUACAGCGUAGUAAAGAUUAAGCCCAGAUUUAGAUUUAGUCUAAACUUGGCCUAAAUUUAGAUAUCUAUGAUAAACUUUCAUUUUUAAACCUGUGGUAGUCUGAUUUUAGACCAGUCGUCUAGGCUACAUUUAGACAUCUAUUAGACCUCUUUUAGACCAAAAAAUGCUCAGUGGGAUUGCAAUCCGCUACUGCACACGCUUGUUCCAUGAUCGUCCUCUCUAUUGCCUCGAGCCUGGUCUGCAUAGCUCUAGGGGGCGGAGCUUGGAGUUGUGACAUAGGAAAUCUCACUGUUUCUGAACCUGCCGUUAGAGUCUGCCAGAGUUUCACAGCAACUUAUAUGCAGAAAUACUCCAAAAUUCAGUUUCACUCUUAUUUUUCUCAUGAUAUGCCCUAUAACUUUAGAAAAAUGCCAUAUGAACAUGUAGAAAACAAGAAAAAUAUGAUUUUCAUCGGAGUGGGUCUUUAAGAGAUAUCUGUGUUUACAUUUCUGACAGGAUCAAAACACGAUGCAGAAAUCUCACUGCACCCAGGUGGAUAAAAUGGUGUCUGCGCAUGAUAAGGAGAAAUCAACUCUGGAGAAACUGCUGGAGAAAGCCAUCAAGAAACGAGGGUUAGUGAAGAAAAAAAAACACUCUUCAUAAAGUCCUGAUUAACCAAAACGAACUUUCCUGCUGGUACUUUUGUAAGACGGGACCGCUUUGACUGAUUUGCGCUUUCAAAGUCUGAGAUUUUCUCCUCUGAAUGUUGUUUCCUCUCAGGGAAAACAACUGCCAAGAGCUGAAGAAGGAGACCGAAGAUAAGAUCCAAACUCUGAUCGCUGAUCACAAAGUCAAGGUAGCACGAAAUUUCUCAACCCAUAAAACAGAAUCAAUUCGACACAGUUAUUAGCUAGUAGAGUUUUUAAAACGUGAGCCCAGGAUAACCCCUUAUGUGUUUGUUUGUUUGUUUGUUUGUUUGUGUGCAGGUAAAGGACAUCACAGCUCAGCACACUAAAGAGUGGUCCGAGCUGAUCAGCAGUCACAGCAGCGAGGAGCAGGAGAUGAAGGACAGCCACGUCACGCAGCAGUGUGAACACCUCAAGAAACUCCUGGCAACAGUCCAGGAGCAGCAGACGAUGCAGCUAAAACUCAUCCAUGAACGGUGAGAGACUCACACACACACACAGAUGCACCCCCCGGACUGCAUGUCUGUGUAGAGUAGUUAAUUUGUCCGGGCUGAUUAUUGUAAUCACGAUUCCUACGAUUUCAGGCAGAGCAAAGAGAUGCGAGCUAACCAGGCCAAGAUGUCCAUGGAAAACAGCAAAGCCAUCAGCCAGGACAAAAGCAUAAAGAAUAAAGCAGAGAGAGAGAGGUGGGUCACACAUCCACUACAUCUCUGAUCUAUUAUCUUACAUCUAUAACUUGAUGGUCUAUGUUACUUAUAACACCUUAUAACACCAUGAUGUUGCUUUUUUUUAGGAGAGUGCGAGAGUUAAACAGCAGCAACACCAAGAAGUUCCUGGAUGAGAGGAAGAGGGUACGCUAUUUGCUCUUUUGCAGUUCAAAUAUUUACCCCAGAAAAAUACACAAGGACUCACCCAUAAGAUGCGCAGAGGCCAGGCUUGACUACCAUAGAGAUAUUUUUACAUCAGCUGUUCAUUUGCAGUAUAACAACACUUCAAAAGCUUGAGACUUGUCAGUAUUUUAACUGUUGAAUUAAUGCCUAUCACCUUUAUCUCUGUCUGUAGUUGGCCAUGAAGCAUCAGAAGGAGAUGGAGCAGCUAGAGAAAAACCAGAGAGAACAGGUGGAGAAACUGGAGAAGUUCAAUGAGCAGGUAUCCUUGUUGUCAGAACUUUACUCUUUAUCUAUUGAGGAUUUUAGCUGGAAUUCACACUGACAUUAACUCUCCAUUUCAACAUUUCAACAUCUAACUACCACAUGUAUCGGACACACUUCCCAGCACAGUGUUUCUGCCAAUUAUCUUUUUAAAAGUACGAAUCAAACAAUCGUAUAUUUCUUCUGUAUAUUUAGGUGUAUAUAAAGUUGUCAUAUUUCCAUCUCUUUGUUUUAGUUCAUCAUCUGUGUCACUGUCACCUGUACAUGUCUGCACAUUAUCAUUUGUUUUUAAUAUAAUUUGCUUCUCCCGCCACAGCUUUUGAAAUCACACCAUGCAAACAAACAGGUUCAAGGUAGGCAUCUCCAUCUCACUUAACACUACCUCUGAUACCAUCUCUCAUCGCUCUGAUACUGCAUUUUCCAUUCUCUGUCCUUCUUCCUGGCAGUCAUGUAAACAAGUGUAGUGCUUCGAAAUGAGUAUUUAAAUGAAACGCAUUUGAGUAAAUGAGGGACGUGAUACACAUCAGUGUUUUUGAUUUCCACGUUUCAUUCUGCAGCUCUCCUCUCGGGGUGUCAGCAGCACCAACUAGCAGCUUCAGACAUUUAUCACCAUGACUCACCAGCUAUUACUAAGCAAAAAAAAAAACACACAGCCUGCUCUCUACCUGCCCCACUGUGCUUUUACUCCCACCUGUUUUCAUUGCCUCUCAUAGUAACACCGUGACGGUGUCCCUCUGCAGGCAUUUUGUGGGAAACAUCACACAACACUCGUUAUGAGCGUACGGCGGUUUUACCUGCGAACGUAAAAGCAAGUAGAUGCUGAAGAGAUUAGAGCGCUCUCACAGAAGAGACGAAUUAUUUACAGAAAUGUUUAGAGAUGCAAAUACCAGACAUGUCCUCGCAGCAGCUUAGAUCCACGCCUUACACCGGAGAUCAGUUCCUCUGUGCUGCACUGAAACAGAAGCAUCAAAGUCAGGCAGUGUCUGGAUUGUAGGCAGAACCCUGUUCACAGUAUGGAAAGGUUUAUAGAAACUCACAACAGUGACAUUAAGAUCAGACGCAGCACUUUUGAACACUGUUUGAUCCAAAAAGUACCGUAUUUUCGGGAGGUGCAUUAAGCGAAACAACACAGUCUGUUAAAUCAAGAAUCAGAAUCAGAAAUACUUUUAAUAAUCCCCAGGGGGAAAUUGCUUUUGUCACAGUACUCCAGUGCAAAUACAGUAAAAAAGGAGAUAAAUAAUAGAUAAGUAAAAAAAAGUAAAAAUAUAGAGAUAAAUAGAUAAAGUAAGUAAAAAUAAAUAAAAAAUAUAGAUAAAAGAUGAAAUAAGUAAAAAUAGGUAAAAAUGUAGAGAUAAAUAUAUAAAAUAUGUAAAAAUAGGUAAAAUAUAGAGAUAAAUAUAUAAAAUAAGUAAAAAUAGGUAAAAAUAUAGAGCUAAAUAGAUAAAAUAAGUAAAAAUAGGUAAAAAUAUAGAGAUAAAUAGAUAAAAUAAGUAAAAAUAUAGAGAAAAAUAGAUCAAAUAAGUAAAAAUAUAGAGAUUAAUAUAUAAAAUAAUUAAAAAUAAGUAUAAAUAUAGAGAUAAAAAGAUAAAAUAAGUAAAAAUAGGUAAAAACAUAGAGAUAAUUUACAAGUAUUUACACUAUAAACAACAUAAAUAGUAAAAUCUUAUGUAUGUAAAACAGUGAGCAGAGUCCAGGUAAAGACUACUGACUGAUUUUUGAGCGCAUUGUACCACAUAAAAUUGGUCAGUAGGCACAACAAGUAAUCAUACAUAAGGUGCGCUGGAUUAUAAGGCGCACUGUCAAUUUUUGAGAAAAUGUAAGGAUUUUAAGUGCGCCUUGUAGUCUGAAAAAUACAGUAACUUGUCCGUCACAAUCUUUCUGUUUUGUUUGUAUUUCUCAAACAAACCCCAGAGAGUCCAAACAAUAAGGAAAAUCAAACUAAACUCACAAAGAGUGGGAUAGUUUAAACUUAUUUUCUUUGUAACCGAGUUAAAAGGCCCAUAAAUAAAUUCUGAGUUGAAAAUAGAUCCUCUGCAAGUGCUGCACAUUUGCAUCCUGCAUCUGUCUGCCUCUGAAUUUACUUCCUGUCUCCCUAAAGGCCAAGGACAUGCAGCAGAUGGUGAAGUUGGAGGAGGAGAUGGACCGCAGACCUGCCACGGUGGUGUGA
Molecule: messenger RNA, 65229 nt
Organism: Xyrichtys novacula (pearly razorfish)
Lineage: Eukaryota; Metazoa; Chordata; Actinopteri; Labriformes; Labridae
Source: the annotation of a GenBank genome assembly